AUGGUGGGAAUUUCUGCCUCUUUUCAGUGUAAGUGGCCUCUCUCAUGCUGUACACUGUUUGGGGCAAUUACGCAUCUGCUUGGUGUAGAAAGGCAGUUAAAUAGCGACUGAAGCGCUGCAGGAUUCAUGAUUUGUGCUUUGUUUAAUACAUUUUAAUGUAAAGUGAGCAGGAGAUUUUGGCUUCACAGCGACAGAUGUGGGGACAUCUGAAUUAAAAGACCCCGUGCGCCCAUGCGAUCGUAUCAUUUUAUUGAUUACUGAUUGAUUGUUUGUUUUGUUUUUAUUAUGAUCACGAUUGCAACUCUGUUCCUUGAGCGAACGGUGUGUUUUAGCUGUGCGUAAUUGUGGACUAAUUGUCGAGGUAACAUUUUAUUGAAAUUGGAGACAGGCUGAGUUGUUAAAGUAAUUUGCUGUAGCACAUUAUUCCUGCAGUUAAAGAUCAGCUGCAAAUCCAAAUGACUCCAAAAGUAGAAUUUGAACAGUCUCGCAAAAACUGUAAGGAACUGAUUGAGUUAAGGUUUAAAUCCCGCUUCGGUUUGUUAAAUCAGGACACCAAGUUGCAGCUGUUUCCGAUUCCAUAAAGGCAAAGCAUGAGCUGCAGAGACCCUGCACGGAGAAGGGUUCUCGGGCAACGAGCCACUGAAGUUUUACGGCUCCGUUUGGAAGUGUCACAAUCAUCAUAAUCAUCUGAUAAUCCCUGAAAUUAAUGGUCACCUGCUCUAUUAUCAUGAGCCAGGUUUGUGUCGUUGCUCCUCAGUGCGGUGUGGACGAUUAUGUGCCACUGAGGGGUUGAGAGCAUGCAGAGAUCAUAAACAAAGAGGGAAAUAGCACCGAUGAUAAAAAAAAGGGGUUCUCCUCAUAUUUCUUUACGGUACAGAUCAUUUCUUCUAAAUAAUUAUGGUGCAAAUAUUGUGCCUGUUGAUGUUCGCCACUUUGCAUGACAGCUUUCCGAAUGUAUAGAGGCUUUGCUGUCCCUCUGCCUGUCUCUCCCUUUUUUUGUAUUUGAGAGUUUGCAUUUGAAAACAUCCUCCGGAGCUCAGUCACAACUGUCAAACGCAUCUCCUCAAACCCAUGUGAAGUUUCCAUCUCCACCCGCUGCGACUUUGUCACCCUCACAUUACCGAGAAUAGAAAAAAACUUAAUCUUCUUUUUUAAAAGGGGUGGUGUGAGGUUAAAAUUAAAGGGUUGGCGCUAUAUUUUGUACCCGUGGGAGUGUUUUACCCCGACCAAGAGCAGAGCAGACAGACAUGCGGGUUAAGGAGCAGGGAGGGAGGCUGCUGGGGCACAACCUGCUGUCCAUGCCUCGCUGUUUCUCACGGCUCGGAUUAUGGAGGGAGAAAAAUAUCUACAGGAGACCUGCAGGGCUUUUGGGCAUUUUUUACGCAUGCCGAAUGAUCCCAUGAAAUGCUUUGAAGGCAUCCAGGAGAGUAAGUGUUAACUCCUUUUGGAAUAAGGGAAAUGUUUAUGGGCAUUUUGCAUUGACUGAGUUGACACUGAAAAGGAAAAAACUGAGAAGAGGGGUUUAAAAUCUGGAAAAUGUUGGGGUUCUUUUGGCCCAAAACACAUGUGGUGGCGAUUUUGCUGAUGAAAUUGAGGCCGAAUUUUACAUUUAAUUGUAUUUAUAUAUUUUUUAUCAUAAGGCAGUUCUGGUUAUUAUGUACCCCAGUAAUCUUUCUGUUGUGAUUGGUCGGCCUGGCUGUCAUUUAUUUUGUCAUGUGUAGUUUAUUUUCCCAUUGCUGGACCACUAGGACUUCCAUUAAAGUGGUGACUUGAAUGAAAAGACCAUUACCUGGAGUGUGUGUGUUUACAGAGAUAAAGCAGAGAGAGAGAGAGAGAGAGAGAGAGAGAGAGAGAGAGAGAGAGAGAGAGUAGUAAAUGAAAGGUAAACAAAGCUGGUGAUGGGGAGAGUAAAUGAUAAGUGCUGUUUGCAGGUUAUCACUGUUUGUGUGUGCAUGUGGUCAUCUGUGCACGCUCUAUACACAGAAUUGUAUGAGCGUUAGCCGCUAACUCUCUGCGGUCCAGGCGCUGCAGCAUCAACUAGCACUUCCAGGGGCCAUCUGCCCAGCCACCAGCCUGCCUCACACCUGUUCUAACCCCCCCACCCCCACCCCAGCUCCCGGGCUAUAGGGUCAAAUGCAUCAGACCGCUGCUCACAGACACGGAAGUGGCUUUGCAAAGAUGAUGGCAACCGUUUUAUUCACACACACACACACACACACACACACACACACACACACACACACACACACACACACACACACAAACAAACAGGUGCUGAAACACACAAACACUGAUAUAGCUGUAGUUGUUUGGCAAGUUGGAAAAGGAACUCUCUGAAAAAUAGAGUGUGUCAUCGUCUGCAUAGUGACACAAUGUGGCAUGCAGAUGACACACACACACACACACGCACACACACACACACACUUUAACUGAUUAUUUUCCUUUUUUUCUGUGGCCCAGUGCUUUUUGAUGCUCUCCACAGACAAUAGCUUUCUAGUGGUUUAUAUUGCAUCCAAAUACAGCUUUUAGAUCAUAGCCUCAAACAAUGAAUUACUAUUAUUUCAGAGGGGGAAAGCUCACGAAUAUAUCUCCCUCUAGUAACAUUUAGGCUUUAGCGCUGUGAUGUAAUUACAAAGCACUUCUUUUAAGUAUGACACACAGACGUUUGGAUGCAGUCCAGGUUUGCUGCACAGUGGAUAAGGGAUGAUGACUCAACAGAGUUAAUACACUGCCUACAACAUGAAAACCCUGUGUGUGUCUGGAUGAGCUGUGCGGCUCUGCUCUCUUUAAUGGCUUGCAAUGAAAGAACUAUGACAGAAAUGAGGUAAAGGCUUGUAGUUUGAAGAUGCUAAAGUGAAGUUUAUGAACCCCUGAAAAAUCCAUCUCAUGUUUGAGUCCAUUUGUUGUGGUUUGUGGCCAAAUUUUGUAGAUUUUAUUCUAGAUUUUAAAAUUUGUCUUGGAUUUCUUGGCAUAUAAAUGGCUUUCUACCUAUGAGUCUGGUCCUGCUUGAGGUUUCUGCCUGUACAGAAAGAGUUUUAUUUUUAUUGCAGGGGUGAAUCCAAGCUGGGGCUCUGUAUUAUGCAGGGAUGGCAUUAAGUGUGUGUACAUAUAAAUGUGCAAAUAGUUUGUUAGCUUAUCUAAGACAUUUCACACUUAUAGACUGAUGCCUCUACCACACACCUGUCUCAUUAAGUGAGCAGUUUAUUUGUGACAAUUUACAAUACCAACAAAAGAUAAAAUGCAACAAAAUAGUCUGAUAGUUGAUUUUAACACAGGUCCUACCUCUGUUAAGGCAAAUAGCCAAAAAAUAAUUAAGAAUUUUGGGGUGGCACCUGGGCUUACCAGAUUUCAAGGAGGUCUAUGCCACCCACGGCCACAUGUCUGUACACACCCCUGUUUCUUUGCAACUGCUGCCAAAAAUUUGCUACGUUGUGGGUUGAUGUCUCAGAAAAUUAUAGCUAACCUUUGUUCUAUUUGGCAUCGUAAAAAUAUUGAUUCAUUGAUUGAUUUGAAUGUUGGAUGAAUUCAUUUUCUGUCUGGGAUUCUUGUGCAGCUACAUUUUAAGCUGCAACACACUUUGUAAUUCAAGAAAAAGCCAGAAAACCUCUGCUAAACUGAAAUUGCUGUAAGCUGAUCGAAAGUGCUUUAAAAAUCAGAGAUCUUUUAUGAUUUUUAUGUCUCCAAAAAACAGUCAGAGUGUGUGUUAUUUUUUAAGGCACAGGCUGCAUGUAAAGUGGUACAUUCAGGGGCGAAUGUCAGCAGCAGAAUUGGAAACUAAAACCACUGAUCCAUGCACUCCUUCAAGAUGUAUAGAUCUGUUCUGAUUAUUCAGUGCUGUCUCUUACCAAGGCCCAAAGUGAAUUAUAGAUGGGAUCUGAAUGUGUGACACACAUGCGCACACACACACACACACACACACACACACACACACACACACACACACACACACACACACACACACAUAUUUCCUUGUCGAUCGAUAGGCCCAUUGAUGGUUAUCAGCGAGAGGGCAGUUCUCUUCACUGCUUAUUGAAUUUCAUCACCCAUGAAAGAGCAGCUGAGGUAUAAAAGGACUGGCAUGUAUAUGUGUGUGUGUCUGUGUGAGUGGUUCUUGUAUAUGAAGUGUGUGUAUGCUCUUUCUCUCUCUCUCUCUCUCUCUCUCUCUCUCUCCCUCUCUCCCUCUGUUAGAGGUCUUUGUUUUAUUGUAGCUGUGAGCUGGCCUUUACUGGAGCUUAUUUAAUGUCAAAGUCAACAGUGAGCACUACAAACUGAUUUUAUUGGCCCUGUUCGUGUUUUUACUCCAGAUAACAUGAGACUUAUAAGGCUGAGAGAAGAAGAGGCCAACAGGGAAAAGUCUGAGUAUUUAUCAGGUUUCAUGGAGGCGUUUAAAUCUUUGUGGGUUAUUAUACAUUUCAAGCAUUUAGGAAACAGAUCAGAAAUCAUCUGUAUCAUAGAUUAAUACCUGUCUUUGCUGCUGCAGAGCCAAUAACACACAAGCAGCUGUGUUAGCGGCGCCGUUAACGACAGGCAGCUGGAAAAUGUAGUUUUUUUCGGUUGUUUAGAAGGGGAGCUAACUUUAUCUCCAUCACAGUUCAGGGUCACACACCCACAGACACACACAGACACACACAGACACACACACACAUUUUGCUCUCAGUUCUCUCUGUAUGGACUCGGAUUGAGUCGCUAAUUAACUUCACUUUCUCCAACUGUAUCUUACACAAGCAGACUGUCACACAAACACAAACACACACUGACACACACACACGCAGAAUCUCUCUCUUAGGCUGCUUCUCAUGAUGUCUUCCCCCCUCUCUCUCUCUCUCUCUCUCUCUCUUUCUCCCUCUUUCUCCCACUGUUUAUUUUCCUGCCUCCAUCUGGAGUCGGCUGAUAUUGUAAUCGCCCUAAUGCACAUUGCCUUCCCCUCACACACACACACUGACACACACACACACACUCACAAUGUGCCAUCCUGACAAGCCCCUUUUCUUAUUCCAAAAGAUAAGCCUCUGGAUGUGAUUCUGUGACUGUACGUGUGUGAGUGUGUGUGCACAUGCAGGUGUCUAUGCAGUGUCUAAUGAGCACAAAAAGGACACACACACACACACACAGACUGAGGAGUGUGUUUCUCCUUGCACUCUGCCAAAGGUAACAAUAUUGAAUGGGCACUUCUUAGUGAUGUGGCGCAGCGAUAAUGUGUCAGAGUGAAGAUGUUAGCUGUUAUCGCUCUGCUCCUCGAUACUCACCUGUCACCUCAUUUACAUUUUAAAAUUAGACCCUGGUAUCGCAGUGUGUGUGUGUGGGAUUGUGAGUGUUUGUCUCUAAAUAUGGAGGUAUGCAUGUAAAGGAUAGAUAUUUGAAGUGUUGUGCGUGAUGGCUUUUGUUUGGUGAUUCAGGAGAGGUUUGUAUGUUGCAAACAGCUGCAGGGUGCUCACAGACAGGUUUGAUUGAUGGUGAGUAUGAGCUGUGAAACUGCACGAUUAGGAGACACCCCCCCCCCCCCCCCAUGGUUCACGAGAGGACGAUUGUUAAGGAAUACACCGACUUGCUUUGCUACCAGUCCAUAAAACCCCGCCAUAAAAGUCCUGUUUUUGUCCUUGUGUGUGUGUGUGUGUGUGUGUGUGUGUGUGUGUGUGUGUGUGUGUGUGUGUGUGUGUGUGUGUGUGUGUGUGUGUGUGUGUGUGUGUGUGUGUGUUAGAGGGAGAGGAGGGGGGGAGCAAGGUGGAGGGUGGGCGCAGACAGACAGCUCUUUAAAGCAAACAAACAGGCAGGCAGAAAAUCAGACAAAUUGACAAAGAAAGAGACAAAGAAAAAAGGAAAUGGGUGAGAAAGAGAGGAGAGGGUGAGGCGGGGGGGAGCUCACCUCAGCGCUGUCACGCUUUGGUGCUUUUAAUCACUUCGACUGAGGUCGCUUCCUUCAUAAAAAUUCAACAUUGUUAACAUGCAUCUGCACAAGCAUGUGAAAACACUCCUUGUUUUUAAACAGGCAUAAUUUACGAUCACCACCCCUGCUCACCGGCCCGGGUAACCCCGCCGUAUUUGAUUUGCAGCUCUCAUUAAUUUUGAUGUAUGGAUUUUGGACAGUACACUUUAUGAAAAGGGCAGCGGCGAGAGCGGAGCCGGGCUCGCCUGGUAAAAAGAAGUGUAAUUAAGAUCAGCAGACAGGGAGAGAGGAGAAGAAGGAGAAGAAGAAGAAGAGGAAGAGAGAGGUGCCGAUCAAUAGAUGCAGACAGUGGACCCUCUGUUUUUUCCUUGCGAGUAUUGACGUGUUCAGUCAAUUAUAGCCAGAAGAGAAGAAGACGAAGAGCAGAGGCAGAGGAUGUGUGUGCUGAAAUAUAAAAUAUAUUUGUUCACAUAUUGUCAGCCUGCAGAGCUGCAAACAGAUGUCUGCUUUUAAGAUGUCCUGUAGUUUUAACACUUCCACUCGCUCCAAGCCUUUUAUCUUUCAUCAGCAGACACAACCGAAUCAUUGUUUCCGCUUUUCGCCGCUUAAAAUCACACCACCACCGCCAAAUAAUGAGCCUCUUUUCUUUUGUGCUUGAAUUUGACUUGCAUGAUGGGUAUUGUAGGACAAGAGGGCUUCCAGCUGUUGUCAGUUAGUGUCACAGACAAACAGGGAGAUGGGACAAUGGGACGACGGCCGCUCGCGCCGUCCGAUUGUCUUGUUGUCAAACCGACAGCAGGUGCCUGGAAUGAUAAACGCAGAGUGUCAAUUAUGUCGAGGAAGGGCCAUUUUGGAAAAUUGGCGCAAAGAGAAAGAAGAAGCGAGGCAGGGGAGACAGUAGGGGGUUACUUAAAAGAAGCAGAAGGAACUGGUCCAUUUUCCCCAAAUGGGGCCGAGUAAAAGCCUCAUUUUGUUUAACUUCUGCAGCAUCCUGCCCGCUGUAGUCUUCUCCUCCACAUCCCUGUCAAGCCUUCAGCAGCCUGCAUUGUUGCUAGCCACCCUGCUAAGUGUUUGUGCGCUCACAGCCGGUACCAGGAACAAAAUUACAGUCCUUUUUUCCGUGCACAAAAAUGAUAUUUGAUGGCAUCUCCACCUCUGAAAAAAUGUUUAGAAUAAUCACUCUGUUUUUUUUUUCAUAGAGGGGAUAAGAGAGCCUUGGUUUUCUUGUAUAAAAUAGCAGUUUAGUAAAAAUGAAAAGGGGGGUGGGUGGUCUUAUGUGAGGCUGCGACUGUGUGUUGAAGAAAAGAUGGAGAUGUGAAGCUGUCUGUGUCAGACGUGUGUGUUGGAAGCAGACAGUAUUUAAAGAUAAGACUAAACUGUAUGUUUUCAUGUCUGUGGCAGAUACCUAUCCAUCAGAACAUCUUUAUACGUCUGUAAAAUCCUCCUCUGUACAUUCAUGACCCCAGCUGCUCUUAUGGAUUUGCAAUUGACAGGCCUUUCAUCAAAGCAUCUGUUCCCCCCCUCUGUCACACUCUCACCAUAUGGACAUGUCAUCCUCAGCUGCGCGUUUCAUAGCAGCGUAGAAGAUGUGUCUCCAUGGUAACCAAACUCCUCUUUUAGUAAUAUGAUACGAAUUAUACUUUUUUUUUAGUUCCGCAAACGCAGGAUGUGCUGAAAUGUGAGACACCUUGACAUUUACAGCGUUUCAUAUCGAGACCGUCGGCAUCAGUCGGUGUGAUGGUUGGACUUUGAAGUUUUACACCUCCCCCGUGUUUGUCUUCUCCACAUGAUAAAGCCUUUUGUGGAAGAAUCUGACUUUUUCCAGGAUUUUAAACAGCUCCAGAUUGUGGUGAAGCCUUGUAACACAGAGAGAGUAGGCGCGGAGCAGAGGAGGGAGAAGGGCUCUCACGGUGCAAUAAAAAAUCCAGGAGAGAGUAUAAAUCCAUCUCCCCUUGUAAGGUCUGAGAUUUUUUUGCAGAUGUUUCAAGAUGUUUGGCUCCAAGUUGCGGUAAUUUCUUGCCCAUCUGUCUUCUCCUCUCCCUCCAUGUCUCUUUAUCAACAUCUGGUUUUUAGUGCGGCGGGGAAACAAGUAUCCUUUAUAAGCCAAGGGUUCCCAGUUCCCCCUCUGCUUGUGCUAUUAACUUAGCCUCAACUACUGCUCUCUCUGCGCGCACACAUACCCACAUAUGCUAACCAUUAGACAGUCAUACCAUUCAGAAAAUGUAAUAACUUUCAGUUAGAGGGGGAGAUAAAGUAUUUGGGCCUCUCUUUUUUUUGGUCCUCUCUUCACUUUUUCCAUAACUGCAAAGAAUUUGAGGUUCUGGUUUUUUAUGCGUCCCCUGUGACGGGACAAAAUACUGCUCAGUUGUUAGUUUGAGGAUGCUUCAGUGAGAGGAAAGCCCCUUCCUCUAAAGCACCUCAGUAGGACCCUUGGGUGUCUGUCUGCACCUCUGCUGCCCAUUUACAAGUGAAGAGCAUAAAGCUGCAGUUUAGGUCGAUAGAAUCACACGCAUCACAUCAUAGACGGAGAGGGAGACAUGUCCUCUGAAGAAAAAAACACAGCCGCCAAACUCAGAUCUUAAUUUGCUAUUUCCUCUUUGUCGAUAUUAAAUUGUCCUCAUAAUAAUUCCCAGCUGUGCAGGGAUGGUGUACUGUGGCGCAGCUGCAACUUUAUGUUUACGCAUUAAACCAUUGCACAAACAGAGCUGAGCUACACACCACAUAAACACACACACAGAUAUGAACACAGAGAUGAUGCUCUAACAUGCUCACAGAUAGUCAGGAGUUGAAUCUGCACCAUAUGGAUCUUAAAUGGAGGCGUGCAGCGCCUUUGGUGUGACAUUCAAGGCUGCGUUUGAUCAAAGAGGUAUUAGGGAAAUUUUAUCCAAUUAAUUGAAUUGAAUUAAAAUUGUCUGUCAUUGAUUAUAAAUUCAUGAUCAAGUCAGUCUAUGUAUAAAUAUAGUCUAUAUAUGUGUGUAUAUAUUUAUCUCCUUGGGGCUGACUGAUAAAGGUUUUUCAAGGCCAAUAUUGAACAGAAUAUUUCAACUUUCCGUCAUUGUUAGCAGUUAAAGUUCAUGCACCAAGUGGAGACAGAAAUGGCAAAUGCAUUUUAUUUGUCAUAGGGGUCAGCUCGUAUCGGAUUUCCAGGGCCGAUAUCAUGCCAGUCAAUAAUUAUUUAAUAUUCAAAGGGAGCAAUAAGCAUUUACAGUCAAUAUUAAAAUCUUUUUUACCGAAAUAAGAUUAAGAAAGAUUACACACUUAAAUGCAAGUCUUUGCUGGGACAGUAAUAGAAUAUCUGAUGAUGUUGUAGGCGGGGCUUUGGCUGAGAGGCCAAUACAGAGAAUCUACCUAAUGCCAAAUAUCAGCCCCAUAAUUUACCAAGGCUGAUGUUGACCUACUCUCACAUUUACGAUUAACAUCUUCUUUUGAAGAUUGUAUGACUUUUUAAAUGUUUAUUGGUUGCUGUCAUUCUAUAGUACAUAAUAAUGCAUAAUAAAAAAUGUGGUAUACUAAAUUAGCAAGUUCAUUAAUUAUAUAACUGAAUCGAUGUAUUGUACCGCAAUAUCAAAAUGAGGAAUGGUGCAGUUUUGAGCAUCUUAAUUUGCUUGUAUUUUGUAACAGGAAGUUGUAGAUGCUUUAAUCUUAGUGUUAGAUGGGGCUUUAACAAAGUGUGAAGGGUUUCUUUCCUCCUACUUUAGCAAUUUGUACGAAUAUCGUCAUAUAUCUUUCUCUUUUUUUGGCACAAAGAAAGAAAAAUACAUGCAAUCAUAACUAUGUAUCAUACUCUGAAAUACGGGUAACCUCCUAUUUACAUAACGUAAUAAUAUGUAAAUAUUACGUAUACGUAAUAAUUACACACUUAAGACCGAACAUAAACCCCUGCUUUCACCUGGUUAAAGCCCUUGAAUUGUAUUUUAAAAAGGCUGACAUUACUCCUCUCCAGUGAGUCCGUCUCACAGCUUUUUGUUCCACAGAUUAAAUCAAAAAGCUUCACAGUCUUGUAAAUUAAAUUCUUACCAUUAAUAACACCCUUCAUCUCAUUCCCUUGACAGUUUUUUAAUAUUAUUUGGUACAAUAUCGUGGUUUUCUCUUUGCCUUGAAGAUGAUUUGUGCCGUUUGAAACUCCACAGGAUCAGAAAUCUUGAGUAAUAUUGACUGUAAGAAAAAUAAAUCAGGUAUCCGACAUAAGGAAUAAGUGUUAUUGCUGUUUUUUAAAGUGAACUGUUAUAAGAGUAGCUCCAAAGCUCAGCAAACUAAAAUACAGUACAGAACAUUUAAUGUGAGAUUUUCUGUUUAAUUUGUCGUCUGUUGCAACCCCCAGAAGUUUAUUUUGAAAAAUUCUCUAAACAUCUUCCUCAUUUAUUUCGAACCGUACUUUAAUGUUUUAAUACAGCCCACUGUUUCUCUUUUACAGCACGUACCUUCGCACUAUUUUGAGUCAUUUAGUCACCGAAUAGAAACAUGCUGAGCUCAGUCUAAUCACCAAUGAUAGACGUUUAAAUCUAUGUUGUUACUUUCUUUAACACAACAAAGUCUCAUGGAGGUUUGUGAAACGAACAAUAACAGUAAAAACUGCAGCGUCAAAUACACAUCGAGAGCCCAGCAUGAAGCGUUCCCUCCAUUUCAUUAGAGUGAUAGGUUUGGAGAAACAUUCACUUGGAGAAAAUAUAUUUCUUUGAUACUAAACUGAGCUCUAGUUAAUGUUACAAUCAGGUUAUAAUUGUUAUGCUCCUGGAGACACGCUACGCCACGUCUCUCUGUCUGAGUGUAACAAGUCUUUUCUGUUGCCAUUUUGCCCGAGGCUGCGAGACGCGAUCACACAAACACAUGUAGCCUCACACGACAGACGCCCAUCAGUGCCAAACACAACAAUGUGAGAGCCACUCACCGCCUGGGGCCUCAGCCUGAUAGGAUAAUAACAAGACACCAGCUGAUGGAGGGCACAGGACACACACUCUGUUCACACUCUCUGUUCAUCCCGAACCCGUGUUUGUUCACCAUUAACAUAAAAAAAGGGAUUAGACUUAUCCGGCUGAAUAGACUGUUUUAGAUGUUUUAGUGUAACCCUGUCCUUUAAUAUCACCUUAAGGGGGUUUUAAUUGAACCUAUUUAUAUUUAUAUUUUUUCUUUUUUAAAUUUGAUUUUAAUCUUUUUUUUUUUUUUUUUUUGCUGUUGCUGUUGUGCUUUGCAGAUUUGUGUUUAGGGGUGAUGGAUUGUGAUUCUGAAAGGGGACGUAGAGAAAUGGAUCAAGAUAUGGGUAUAAGAUUGAAGGUGAUUAAAGGUCUUAUCACAGCCAUGUAGUUACUGCCAAAUGGAAAUGAACUCUUACAUUGCCAUCAUUUAUGGAAUGUUGAUGAUUUAUGAUGAUUUUUAAGAAAUUACAAGUUUUCCACUUUUGGUCUUGAUUUGACAACAGUGGUGUGUCCAGUCUAUUUUGUCCAGGGUGGCCAAAGUGGAGCCCAAAUUAAUACAGGGAGGGCGUGAACCAUAAACUGUAUAUAUAAUGGACAGUGUCUGCCUCCUCACUGGGUGAAGCCACCCCGAGAACAGCACCCUCUGGCGACGGGCUGCAGUAUAGGUCAUAAAUCCCACCAAUCCCUAUGGAGCUUUGGACAAACUUUUGAAAUUUAUUACACAGAAUAUACAUUUUUCUCCGCCCUGGUUGCGAUGUGAUUGACACUUGAUACAGCCUAUGGGUGAACAAAGAUUGCGUAGCUCACCGGGGGGAUAUUCUCUUUAAGCUGAACAUCUAUCACAGCUACUGUGCAAUUGGUGGUUCCAGGAAGCGGCCAAGUUGUCCAUAGUAUAUACAGUCUAUGGCGUGAACUAUUUAUGCAUAUGAACACAAAUAAACUAAGAGACAGAGUAAUUAUUAUUAUUAUUCUGUGUAUCAGCCAUUUUUCACAAAUAGCCAAUAAAAUUGAUUCAUUAAAUGUGUGCUACUUUGGCUCUGCAGCAGAUGUGUCUUUCUCUCUGAGUUUAUCACAUCCCAUUAGACAACAAGUCUCUGUAGUAAGGAGCUACAUUUUGUGUGCACACAGAGCUAGUUACAUAUAGCACUAGCUGACUAUUUACAGUCCUAACACAAUUGAACUGAAUAAAAAGAGGUCUAAGUGGACACAGAAUAAGACCAGCCUUUAAAUCUUAGUCCUUGAGAAGAUGCUCCAGUAGAGGACUAAUUACAGAGCUCAUUUCCAUCAAGAUACAAUCAUCAGGUAAAUGCAGGAAGUUAAAUUUCACACUUUUUUGUUAUUUUAUUGGUGUAUUUGAAGACCUGAACAGGAUUUUAAACUCUGACUGCAGGGCCAUCGAUUUUACACAUUUUAUCAACUGAAGAACACAGAUUAAAACCUAGAGUCUGAAGUUUAUUUUAACUCACACGUGACACUGACCCUUUCUCUGGUUUUUCAUCUGUUUCCCUCCUGUUCACAGUCGCUUGUUUUUUCAGUAUUACCCACAUUGUUUUAUUUCCCUCACAAGAACAUUUAUCUGCUCAUGAUGCUUUUCAGAUUGAUGAUAGUUAGAAAGAUGCUGAAUAACUUGAAUACCUUUAGAGUAUAACUCCAAAGUUGAUAAGGAAGAGAUGCAGUCAUACCAACAGAGUUUGAGGUGGCCCCUGGAGUUUCCAUUGUCAAUGGGGGCCCCUGUUGAUCCGUUGGCAUACUGCGGGGUUUCAGUGCCUAGUUAGUCCAAUAAGAAGGAUCCUCAAAUGUUAUUCUAGUGUAUUCUUGUAUUCUAGUGGAGGAAAAGUUGGGUCAUCAGGCACAAGUCUGCCAGGUUCUCUGUGUUUAUGUUCCUGAUAUAAACAAGUUUAUUUGACCAAACACGUCUCUAAAAAUGAAGAAAAUCAAGUGGGGCAUGAUAUUGAGUUAUAAAACCACUGGCGACCAAUUCAACAAGCCGCAGAGUCGGACAACAGAGCAAGCAAUGCAGGCAACGACAGAAAGGAGAAAGAGAAAUACCCUGAACGAGAUGUUAAACAACAUUUAUGAGUUUCCAAAUUGCUGAGCACGGCUACGAGCAUAAUGUGCUUCUGAGAUCCUCUGUCUCUCUUACAGACAGCCGCUAACGCUAAACUGCAGCUUUUCCUGGAAACGUUUCAGCGUUUGAGGAGAAAUAACAUGAAAUCAAGUCAACCUAUAUUUAAGGAGUUCAAGUCGGGGAGUUCACACAACAAGCCUUAACCACAGCUACAUGUGAGCCACAGCCUACACUUUAUAUAGCUGCUCUGCUGUAAUAGAAAAUCAUAGUGCGACUGGGGAUUAAGCGGCUGGGAAAAUGCUGUGUUCAUGGUAUGUGGAGGGAAGCUAGUAAAAUGUGACACAGCCGGCAGCGUAAGGAACUUCUUGCUUUUUAAAAUGAUUGCCAGAGCAAGGCUUCCUUAUUUCAUGAAGAUGGAUCGAGGAGCUUGUGGAGGAUUUUUUUUUAAGGACAAAAUAGCUUCUGCAUGUGAGGAGAGAGAUUUCAGAUUUAUUGCUUUUCCUAAUUUGAGAUGAGGGAGUAAUUUCAUUUAUUCACAGCUGCGAAAUUACAGUCAAAGUUCUUUUACAGCCUGGAAAUGUGUGAUUUUAAGAAUCUGUCUGACUGUAACACAGAUCAGGAGUGUGUUAUAUUUCCUUUAAAAUGACAGCAUGCAUUCAUAUACACACACACGCUGACAUCCCUCUUCUCUCUGAAAACCAUCAGUCCUGAUAUGUCUGAGUGGUUUUGAUUAAGGAUAGGUCGUGACUGAGAGCUGCGGUAAUGGUGCUCUAGUGCUGGAGGACGAGGCAAGACGACAGCAUUUUAUUUUACCAGCCAGACACAGUCAAUCUGGAUCAGAGCGAGAUGAAAAAGACUCUUGUAUUCAGCUCUGUUAAUGUCAGUUUUAAUGCUGUUGUCAUUAGGGCUUUUUCUUUUUCCAACAGUCUCUGCAGAAGUGCAGUGUGAAAAUAAGGUAGAAACACCUUGCUGGCACUUAUUGAUCCUGCUCUUUGUCAGCCAAUCACCUUCCUCCUCGCUCCUUUCUGCCGUCUGCCAUUGUGUCUCUGUCUCCGGCUAAAAAGAACACCACUUUAGCACCCUUGUAUCUCUGCAUAUGUGUGCACAUAUGUGUGUAUGUGCGAGUGUUCUUUGACAGCUGGGAGAGCAUAUCUGCUCCACUUGUUGUCAUGGAAACAGUAGGCAUACUGUGAGUGUGUAUGUGUGUCUCACUGGAGACCCCUGAGAUGGAGCAGGUAGCAGGUCCAAGGCCACAUUUAGACCUCUUGUCACUCUAAUGAAACUCUCUUCUACUUCUAAAUGUUUGUCUCAGACACCACGGCUUGUUUCACCGUUUGACGCCCCAGGGAGUGAUUGAGGACGCGAGAUAGGACUGUGCACUUACCCAGGGCAAAAGCCAAGGCAGGAGGGUCAGGCCUGGAGAAGUCAGUCCCAAAACCUCCUUCCUAUUACUCUUCCUUCUCUGUCAACAAAGCUCCACUCGCCUCGCAUCCCAGGAUUGCUGUUCCAGCUUUAAUUACCUGAAAAGAAGCAAAAACAUCCUGGACUCAGGAUGAAGAACGUUUGACUCACUAUAUUGUAUCUGAGCCAUGCAUUUUCUCUGUCCCCCUCACACACAUCCUGACCCCAACCAGCCAACCAUCCCCACCCUUCUCCUCUCCUUUGCUCCCUCGGUUCCCAUCCUCUCCUCCCCUACCCCUCCCCCCAGAUCUCCUUCUGGUUCCCUUUCUGGUUCCUGACCAGCGGGGCUAUCUCUGGACGGCCGGCGGUUCCUCUCAUUCUGCCGGCCCAUUGUGUGGCGAGCUGGGCUGGGCCCUUGGCCCCGGGGGCCGGGAGGGGAGCCAGGAAUGGUCUGGUUCCUGUUGCUGUGCUAGUUAGAGGAACUGUGGCACCAUUUCCAUUAGUGCAUCCUCACCGCUGGGAAACUGAUUUUAGAGUCUGUAUUUGUGGAAACGUGAGUUGCUUCCCUUGUUUUUGGAGAGCUGCAGUUUGAGUGAAAGGAUCUCAGGAGUUCGAUUGGACGCCUGAAGCAGCGUAAUAUCAUUUUUUUUCUGCAGCUGUUGGACGUAAAAUCUGUUUAUUACAUGAGGCUCAAAAACUAAUGUCUUUGUUUGAGGUGGUAAAUACUGACAGGCUAAGACAGAUCUGACUUUGUCUACAUUCUAUAACACUAUCCGAAUGCAACGUUUUCAUAAAUUCAGCCCUCAAACUCUGACAAAUUUGGACAGUACUUUUCUUCUGGGAUUAUUUGGUGCCUCAUUGCCCUGCACUGACUCCAUCAGCAGCUGAGCAGGAAGUCAAAGCCUCUAAAAGUACUUAUCUUUAAAAAGAAAAAAAAAACAAACCCAAGUAAAGCAUGCCUACUCCACUGUCCUCAACUGCCAAUCUGAUGGAAACACACAAAAUGUCUGAUCUAGCAUCUUCUCUAAGCGACCUUUACUUUGAAGGGACCCAUCACUCUUUAAAAAUGUCCAUGAGCUUAUGGCGCUGGGUUAAAUCACAAUGCUGCAGUCUUCUCUCUGAAUUUAUAUGCAAAAGCUCCAAAAUAAACUUAUAACCUGCGUCCACCUCAUGUGUUUCUCCCUCUCCUGCUCACGGCGGCGUUUUGCAUAAAGCGCUACACUAGCUAGUGCACUCGGUUAAUUACAACCGCCAGGCCAGGCUGUCACAGUGACUCACAGAAGAGAGAGAGAGAGAGAGAGGGAGAGAGAGAGGGAGGGAGAGAGAGUUGGCAGGUGUGCAGAUGCAUCGUUAGCGCCACCAAGUGAUGCAGAGAGAAGAGAAUACCUAUAAAAAGACCUGAAGGGGGUUUAUCCUGACAAACGGUGUCUGCAUUGCUGCACAUUUCUCUUCCUCCUUCAAUUUUCCUUUCAUCUAAUGUCUUUUCCUCCCUCCUUCCUCUCUCCCCACCAUCCCCUAUCUCAUCCCUAAAUCUUUUAACACCUUCACCCCUCUUUUCUUCUACAGCUUAUUCUCAACUUUUCCUCCCUGUCGCCACUUCACUCGCUGGUGUCAGUCACGCCGUCUCUCGUCCGCUGUUGCGACAAAUCAGGUGCCCCAUUCAUCUGGUGUCAUCUGAGAGCUGUAACGGUGCGCUUCCUCUUCUCCUCCUGUGUUCACAGUGACAGCCACCUCUCGUAUUUAUCAUUUCCUAGCAGAUCACAUCAGAAGUGGGCCAAGUGGGGGGGGAUUUAUAGGACUGGUUGAGGGUGGCUUAGCUGUAAUGAAGUAGGGGAGUGGGUUUAUUGGUGGUGCAGUUUUGAGGAAGUGCAUUUUAAUUAUAGGUCUUCAGGAUCCUGUGUAAAAAUCUUCCUUGAAUGUUUUGGACAUUAUGCAGCUUUCACUUCAGAAAUGGGGCAUCUGAGCACAAAGAAAUCAGAUCAUGUGUAAGUAAUCUGCAGCUAUUUCACGCCUCCAGGUGAGAAAACAAAAAUGGUUCCUGCAUCCCCCAUUAACAACCUUAACAGCAGUUAAGUGACUGGUUUGGUUGCAAGGAGCUGAGAUUGGACGAAUUUAGCAACCCAUCCACCCACACACACACACACACACACACACACAUUUAACACAAGCCUGCACACAUGCAGGCACCCCAAAGCAAAAAAAAAAGUCAUUUGUUCUACCUCAUUAGCAUGUAUUGUGGCGAGCGGGCGUAACACACUGAAAGGUGAAAUGGGUCCGCCAUGAAUAGCGCACCAGUCGACAGAGGAAAGGAGGAGGAGGAGGAGGAGGAGGAGGAGGGGGAGAGACGGGUAGGGGAAGGAGAGUGUCCAGAUGGCUGGGGACCUGCCGCACACAUAGGGACUCUCGCUCACUCUCUCUCUCUCUCUCUCUUUCACUCACGCUUUUUUUUUUCACCCCGCUGAUUGCACCGCUUGGACUGCAGUCGCUCUUGCUUCUGCAGCUCCUGUUUUUUUUUUCUUUUUUUUUUCUCACUUCCAUCAACACACAAAGGCCGAGCCCACGAGUAACCUCCCUUCCUCCGGAGUUGUUGUUCAUAUGCAGCCACUGCACAUACACACACACACACACACACACAUUUAUAAAUAUACAUACAGAUAUAUGGUCUCAGCACUGUGUUCGCACCUCUCCCUUCAUCCUUCCAUCCUCUACCUUUCUUUAAAAUCCGGCUUCCCUCCACUCCUCUUUUCUUCUUUUAAUCACACAUUCACCAAAGUGAAACACGGUUCUUAAAAUACCCCUAAUUAAUGACUUACACACACUUGGCUGUAGUUUGUCCACAGCAAAGUCGGACACAUCUUGGACACGUUUCACAGAGCCUCCUUCUUCAGUCUGAUGACUGGGGUACGACUACGUUUGAUAUGCAGUAUUGAGAGUCUGUUUCUGGCGGGUUACAUCAGAUUGCACUAAAGCUGAGGCCAUCUUUGCUCCAUCCUUUGACUGCGAAAGAGGCAAGUGAGGAAGAGUGUUGACGUUUGCCCUGAUGUUCCCUUUCCUAGUCUCUCAGUAUUGUGUAGCACUGCCAGAAUUUCUGCUCAUUUAUCUUCCCAUCUGUGUGUGUGUGUGUGUAUGUGUGUUUCAGUCUGCCAGCCCGUCACUGACUCCUUCUCUUCUCUCUUCUCUUGAUUCUACCUCCCCAUCCCACCCUGUCGUCUUAGUCUAUCCUCCACUUUUUCUUCUUUCUCCUGUCUUGUUUGUCUCUCUCUGACUCUCGCUCCUGUGCGUCUGAAUCACUGAUGGUGUCCACCGGGGUGUAAACCAUGUUUUUAGAGGCAUCACAAGCAAAAAAGAAAAAAAAAAGCAGGAAAGUAAGGCGAAAGAGGCAGACAUGUCUGGACAUGUUGUGAUGUUGUUGGUCGCUGACUGCGUCCCUCCAAACACAAACCUGUACUUAUGUCCUUUUGUGUCCAUUUUUCCCACACACAUCUCAGCGCUAUCACAGAGUAUCCAGAUCCUGUCUCAUGGGAGUUCAAUGUGUGUGCGUCUCACUCUAUCACCCCUACUAUUCAAGUCCACCUCAUUGACUCAUCAUUGAGUGGGCCCUCCAAAGCUCCAUUGAGUUUAUCAAGUCUUCCACAAAAAAGUCACUCCCAUUCUUUCUUAUUGAAACCGCUCUCCCUGCACUCACACACACACACAUUUUCUGAUGCACAUACACACACACACAUAGGGGUGGCUUGGCCCUGCACAAAAACAGCCUCUGCGCUCUAUUGAAAUCCCCUUAGCAAAGCGUUUUCUCCUCAUCAGCAUUGUGCAGCUAUUCAGUUUGUUAAUGCGCCUGUGUGGAGAAAGCCUGUUUUGAAUUUAAGCACAUAUAUUAACCCGUUUGUUGUAGAUGACUCUUUAAUAGCCUGAAAAGGAGGUGAAAGAAGGACGGAAGGAAGAAGGAUUGGGGGGGUUUAGGAGGCAGAAGACAAGCUUGCAUUGCAGCUUCUUGACAAGUUGUUAACUGUAUACAGCAAAGCCCCUGAUGCUUAUUCACACAAAGAGGUGUCAUUUGAUACAGCAAGACUUUUGUUCCAUUCAAGAUCAGAAGCAGUGUUUGGUGUUUUAACAAACAAAAUGGUGCAAAAUGGCUGGAAAUGUCUGUACAACAAACUGGUAAAGUAACAGGAACAGCAAAUGUACACAAGUGCAGCUUUUGUUGUAGCUGCUGAUGUGAGGAUUUUUGGUGCAAAUUGGUUGUGAAAAAAAGAUUAAAAUGUCUGAGAAAGCUGUGUGAAAUGGUUGGGAAUGCUGUCAAAACAUACUAGUGAAAUUAAAGACAAGAGGUUUCUUCAUUCGUCCCACAAGGGGACAUUCCAAAUUUACAGCAGCGAUAAAUACUAAAGAGAAAUCAAAGAAUGAAGAAACUUAGAUGUUAAAAAGAUGUAAAGAAAAAAAAGAUAUAUACAUGAGUGUUAUUUACAGCUGUGAAGGUAUUGCAAAUGUACACCAGUGCAACAACUCAGUUCUGUCUCUGUGGUUGAGUUUAUUUUUGAUUAUGUCUUCUGUGUGGAAAUAGUUUGGUUGUCAGAAAGUGUGUAAAACACCUGGAGAAUGGGUGUCACCUGGCUGAGAAUACUGAACGACAAACUGGUGAAAUUAUAGAUAUUGCAAAUAAACACCAUUGUUAACAACCUGCACUGUUUGAAGUGAAGCUGCAAUGAUGGUGCUGCCUUUUUGGUGGAAAUAAGAAAAAUGUGAAAAGUUUCUAGAAAAAGAGGGAUUGUUGCAAAUGCUGCAAUAAAAAGAACAGGUGAAAUUAAAGGUAUUGCAAAUGUGCGCAAAGGUGACCAUCAGCAUGAUUUUUUUCAAUGAAGUUUCUCUGCUGCCAGUUUGAUUAUGUCCUAAUGGUGGAGAAUGUUUGGUUACCGUAAAGUAUAUAAAAUGUGAAGGUAAAAUUUGUAAAUGUUUGGAAAAAUGUGACAAACUGAUGAAAUUUCAGGUAUUUUAAAUGUGCUCCAGCUCAAACAAUUGUAAAGCUUCUUGUUGAGAGUGUCGUCUGGGUGGAAAGUGUUUGUUUGCUGACAUCUGCUGAUGUUAUUACAUGAUUCUUGUUGCAGAUAAGACAGUAGAAGUGGGACUGACUCCAGACAAUCUGGGACAGAAAAGUGAGAACAAAUUACUUGAAAAGAGGCCUUGAAACCCAGAAGAAACAAACAGAAUAAUCUCGCUCAUUCUUCAGGCCAAAAAAAGAAAAAAACCUUAUCUGGAAAUAAAUGUUCCACCUUCUUGACUGAACAUGCAGCUUUUCUGGCAAGUUCAGGCUCAGCUUUCUGGCACCAGUGUAAAAAUCAAUCAAUAUCUGGUCUCUUGUUACAAUAACUGGAAGGUGGAAUAUGAAGUUAAGCUUCAAAUGGCUAUCUAUUGAGCAAACUUAAUCCAGUGUAUCAAUGUCUGCCUAUAAAAGGAAACAUGAGCUGAAAAAGAAAGAGUGCAUGAGUAAUUUUUUAGGCCAUGAGUCUUGAGGGAGCUGGUGGAGCUGUUGUUUAUCAGUACACACACACUUUCACCCCUCAUCUGUCUCUAUCUUGUCUCUUUCUCUGUCUUAUUAUACUUCUUUAUCCCCUUCCCUCUUCCCUCCAUUACUGGCAUUUUAAGCAGCCCGCUGGGGAGUAUGGGGCUUGUUGGCUCGCAGUAAUGUUUAGAUGUUUUGUCUCUCAUCCUCGCUGCUGUUGGCACACACACACGCACACACAAACACACGCACAAAGGGAGGUAAAUGCAGUUAAAAGGACGUUCAGGGGAAUUUCUGCUUCCAUUUUUUCACUCUUCCACCCUCCUGAACAUGAUGCACGGGAUUGUGUGAAAGCCUGUGUGCCUGUGUGGGUGUAAAUGUGUGCAGAUGCCUGCAAGCUGACAGGGAGUGAAAGCCCAGACAUAUGUUAAUCAGAUGUUGUGAUGAUGGCAGAGCAGAAGGGGAGCCAGCCAGAGACAGCGAGAGAGAGAGAGAGAGAAUUGGAGGCAGGAAUGAGGGGUGAAAAAAAAAAAGAAGAGCUUUUAAAAGACCACGAGCUGCGGUGGGAGGUGAGGAGAGGGACGUAGAGGGGAAAAUGGUUUGGGGGGAGAGAAGAGAGAAAAUGACAGGAAGUGGUGCAGUGAUUCAUUUUCGAACUGCAGGAACCACUGCUAAGAAUCGAUUCGAUCCAUUAGUUUAACUGAAUGGACCUACACUACAGGUUUGAGGUCGCUAAACAAAAUUGAUAAAUCUUCCUGAAGGGACCGGAUACAUUAUCCAUGUCAUGAGUCAUUUUUCCCCUCUAUAUUUUAUUUCAGGAUCCUGGGCUGAUAUUACUGCCCUGAUUCAGCAGCGUCAGAUAUCUGGAGCCUGUGAGCCAAACGAAACUUAUUCUAAUGAACCCACCAAGAAAAGUCACAAACUCUCUUUUUGGCACUAUUGGCGUGUUUUACUAGCUGUCUUUCUGGCUACAGGCGUAACUGUGUAAAUACUUGAUAUUUGGUACCAUCAUUCAUUUAUCAGGAUAAGUGUAUGCUCUGCUUUACUUAGCUCAACUUAAAGCUCCUGUAAGGAGUUUUCAAUUAACAGCAAUGACCCUCCACAGACUUAAGUUCAGGACAAAAUUGCACUGUUUUGUAAGUGCUUUGCAAAUGGAAACAUGAAUUGAUCAAUGCGCAUCAGAAAAAAAGAGCAAAAUUCAGGAGGGAGGGAGUGAGCAGUUCAAGACAGAGGAACAACAGAGUAAAUUGAAAGAGAUAUAAAUCAUUGGAAGGAAAAUCCAUGAGGAAGAAGAGAGCUGGAGAGAGGAGAGAUGUGGGGCAUUUCUUCUCAAGAGAGUUCAGAGGGGGCCGAGAAGCAGCAGACGGCCGCUCCAAAUGGAUUUUCCUUGUUUGUAAUGAGGCUACUUCUCCUGUCGCUGCCAGAGCGUGUGGUGUUUUUGGGUGGGGGGGGUCUGGAUGGAGGGAAAAAUGUAGAGAGAUGGAGGAGGAUGAGUGGUGAAAAUGGGGAGAAGUGGCAAAGAGGGAGCGGAGGGUUGGUGCCUGAAUGAGAAAAUGGCUUGAAUAAUAGGAGUGGAAUAGCGUUCAAUCGUACAUCUUUCUGACGGCGUUCUGCGGUUGCCAGAGGGAGGAGGAAUGAGAGAGGAAGAAUAGAUGGAUGUUGGGGAGGAGAGAAAUAACCAGUUAUUGUAGGUAGUGUUGGCCAGUGAGAAGGAAAAGAAAUAAAUGGAGCAGGGAAGAGGAAGAGAGGGGAGAUUUGAGGUUGAAAAUAUUACAGCUGUUGUGUUGAAGAUCAGAGAAGUAAUAGCAUUGCGGUGUUUGUAAAGUCGAGCUGUAAACUGUGAUAUUGGGAAACACGUCACGAUGGACUGAACAGCGACUGGAAAAGUAACGAUUGGUUCAGCGACAAGCGUGAACGUAGUCCACCGAUCAAAAAAAAAAGGACGAUGUGCUUUUCAUUUUCAAACAGAGAAGCCGAAGCUUUAAAUGAGAAACAUAUGAAAGAGAAACUCACCCAAGGCUAAAGUCGGGUAAAGACAGUGACCUGUUUUUAGCUCCUCUUUGAAGUGAAUUCCACGGUUCUGAACUCAUAUUACCUUUCACUUCUCCUCCACUCCACUUUGUUGUUUUCUUCUUCCCUUUUUUCUCUUUACUUUUAUUCAUUUUAGCUUUGGCUUGAACACCACAACAGCAACGUGGGCACGCUCAAUAUUCACACUGAAACACAUGUAAUGUCGAUCUAUGAUAAGACGAACUUCUAUCUGAAAUCAAUUUAAUGCAGUCCCCUCAUUUAUUAUAGAAAAACUGAUUGAUCCCUUUGCAAGCAGAGUCUAAACAUGUGUGUUACAUGAUUGUAGAAUGUAAACUUGCACACCAGUUCAAACACUUGUCCCUUUAAAACUACCUACAAAGUGAGAAUUUCAAGAUAGUGUUAUCUGGUUUGUUAAAACAGCUGAACGGAGUUUUCAUUUUCCAUCGCCUUUGGUGGCCACUAUGGACAAAAGCAGUAGAGUUUUGUCCUAAAAAUGACUGCAUUUCCCAUGAGUUUUUGUACGAACUGUUGUGAAGACACUUAUAAGGUCUUUGGUCUGGCAUGUUGUUGUUUUGGAGGCGAAGGAAACAAGACGGGACAUACUGGUACUUUGAAUUUUUUUUUUUUUUUUUUUUUUUUUUGGCUAUCUGCUGGAGGCAUAGUGAUCAGGUUAUGUAUAUAUUUGCAUUUCUUUUAAAUAUAAUAUGCCGCCAGUAAAAUGAUGUAAUGUUGUAUUAUUGUGAGUUAUAUUUUUAGCCUACAGGUACGUCUUGUUCGUAACAACAAACAGAUUAUUUAACUCGGCUGUAGAUUAUUAUAUAAAGCUUAAGUUGUCAGCUUUCCUUGGUAAUGUUGUAUCUUCAUAUCAAUGAGCCAGCAGUGUAAAAAAGUGCAGCUAACGUUACCUGUCUUGGAGGAAUUGGGCAAAUUCAGGAUCCAACUUCAGGAUCCCUUCAAGCCCCACAGCUCUCUCCACUUCGCGAAAGGAAUUACCAAUGUUUAUCUUCAUUGUUGCCCUCGCUUAAUCACAUUCCCUUUUCACUUUUUUUUUUCUUUUUCUGUUUGAAUUUGUUUUCUUUUUGUGGACCCUGUCCCAUCAUCGGCCAUGUGUAGCUAUUUGUUUUUGUUCCGUUUUCACUGGCCAGCAUAGCAACAACUCACUGCUCCUCUCGUGUCCCAAUCUAAGAGCCGUAACUUCCGUUACGUCAAUGGGCAGACCCGACCAACGAAUUUUGAAAGUGGGAGUUACACUAUUUAGAAAUAUCUUCCCUCCGAUGGGCUGUUGUAGAUGACACAGCUAUAUCAGGAGAAGCAAGAUACUUUUAAAAAUCUAGUUAAAAGUUCCCUACAGAAACUUUAAUGCCUGGGGCACAGGUAUAGACUGCUAAGCUAACAGGACCACAAAGUGUUCCUUAAACGACUAGUCCCCCAUGUGCAUAUCCAUGGAAGUGAAGUGGACAUUACCAGGUUAAACUUUUUAUUCUAGAUUUAUUGAAAGAGGAGAGAGGGAGGAAUGGCAUCCAGUAAAGGGGGCCUCAGGAUUGAAUCUAACCGGAGCAACCUGCAUAUGUGGGGCACCUCGACCACUAGACUACCAGGUUACAUGUAGCUUUUAAGAUCCUAACACCAGCCCAGGGCUUCUUCUCUUGCUGCCACCUCCACCCCAGUUUAUCCCUUUGAGCUGUAUGCAUUGUUACUGAUGUCAACUUUGGACUUGUGCUGCUGCUCUCUCCACCUUUGCUUUUCAUGUAUGCGCAUGAAACAGAGGAAAGGUGUGCUCUCCCUGCUGCAGACUCAGUCCCUUCUUUUCUCUCAAUACUUUGUCUUUUUGCUUAUCUGCCCUCCUGAAACACUCCAUCUCAGAUACAGGUGGUUUUCCUUCACCUAUUUUGUUUCAAUCAACUCUGUCUCUCUUUUCAACUUUCCCUUUCCAUCUUUUUCUGCAAUUUAAGACCUCGUCCUCUUCCCUUUUACUCUAUUAUACAACAGAAAUGAGGUGAUUUUUUCCUCUUGUUAUAUUAAAUCUUAUUUUUCUUCACUCAUUUCAUUUUGCUCUGCAGCGCAUAUCAGUCCUACCAGAUGCAUUCUGCUACAUUUGUCUUGUCGGUGCACAUUCCAAGAUUACUUCAUACUCAUAUGUUUUAGAUGACUAAUACCAAAAACCACCUGUUAAAGCCUCCUUUUACACGCAUAUUUCUGAUAGACAGAUAAAGAAAAAGGAGGAGAGGGAUCUGAGAGUAGCCGCUGUCUGGUUCAAUUCCAGGUAACCUGAAAACAGCUGUCAAAUUACAGCACAUCUGAAUCUGAUGUUGCCACGACGAGAUAAAAAAUAUAUACGUCUAGUGUCAAAACCCAAUUUGUCAUGACAUAGUUUUAAAAUCUCAAGCUUGGAAGUUAUUACCUUCAGACUGUGCAGACGAGAGGAGGUGAGGAAAGGAGGAGAGGGAGCAAGAGUUUAUGAAAGCAAAAAACAAGGGCAGAGAGGAAGCAGAGGGAGAAGUCAGAGGCAGAGCACAGAUGGCAAGCUGUCAGCGGCCGGCUGUGCGUGUGUGUUUGCUGGCAUGUGUGUGUGCCUCUGUGCCAUGCAUUUGUGUGCAUCCUGCAUGUAUGUGCAGAGUAAUUCCUGCCUGUGCUUCCUUGUGUGCAUCCAUGCAUGUGUGUGUGUGUGUGUGUGCCCUCCAAGCUGAAGACUGCAUGAGCGCAGAGCUGUUCUUCCCAGAUGGCACCGGCAAACAGACACUGCAAGGCUGGCAGAGUUGGCACGGGUACGUGGCGCACAGUUGGCACUGCCAGCCACCAUGCGCUCCCCUCUGCACCGGGGCGAGGGUACCUGCUGCCAGCCGCCCGAGCUCUAGUGACAGACUGGCAGGCUGUCUAUACACUGACUCACUCAGUUUGUUGAAGUUUCCCCGUCUUUGUUUGAUCCUGAGAGGGCAGCCUUUCACCCUCGAUGAAUCCGAAACCUGCUGUUUUCAAGAAGAGGCGCUUUGAGGAUCUGUUAGCAUGCAGCUGUUCUAAUGAAAAAGCAUAAAAAGUCAAAGCAUGAAGCAGCAUCAGAUUGCCUGUCAGAGGGAUUCACAUCACACCUUGUGCAUUCAAAGAGCUCUAACCGAACACAGCUGCAUCGUAAUUACGUUCUGUUGAUUCUUAUUGUUCCAGCAAAAGCUUUCAUGUCUUAAUUUCAUUGUCAAAUCAUUAAACAGUGAUGUGUCUUAACAUACGCCUAUGAUCACGCUGAUCUAUAGGCCUACGCUGGAGAGCUGCCAGCUCUGGAGGCUUUCCAACUCAACGCCUUGAUGUUUUUCUCUGUGUGGAGAAAACAAGCCGACACGUACGAGACUGAAGAGCUACCGAGGAGAAUGCUUCGUUUAAGUGUGUGUGUGUGUGUGUGUGUGUGUGUGUGUGUGUGUGUGUGUGUGUGUGUGUGUGUGUGUGUGUGUGAGCUCUUUCAUGUUGGAUAAUAGUGGCACUAUAUGUGUGUGUGUGUGGACUGUACUUCCUAUGCAUUAAACAGGAAGAUGAGGACGUGUAAACUCUGCGUAGAUGCACUGUGCGUGUGUGAAUCCAAUUCUCUGCUACGUCUACAGUGUGUGUGUGUUUGUGUGUGUGUGUGGGUAUGUCUCUGAGGAAGCAGCUGUGCAAGUGGCAGCGUGUGCCAGGUCGGGAACACUUAAGCAAAACCGAGACAUUGCGCUUCUGUGUGUGUGUGAGAGUGUGUGUGUCUCCAUUUUGAAGCAUAUGUGUGUGCAUGUUUGUAGGUGUGUGUUUGUAUUCCUGUGUGUUUGUGUGAAAGCAGGAGGGGAGUGGGGUGGCGGUGGUGGGGGUAUUUUGGCCACCCAUCUGUGCUUGGAUAUUUUGCUACUGUUUCUGCAGGCACACACACACAUACACACACAUAUACACACACACACAGGCUGAGCGCUGUGCCAGGCAAGCUGUUCACUAGCUGGCGCUGGCUCGGCUCCAGAGAGAGUGGUGGCAUCCAUCUGUAGCACUGGAGAGCGGUUAGGCAGUGUGUCUGAGGCUGAGAGUGUGUGAGAGACUGUGUUUGUGUUUAUGCAGCAGAGACACAAAACAAAAGGACUGUCAGGUUGUUGCAGUUGGGUGUAUUAUUGGUCAGUUUGGGGACAGGGUUCAGAGAGGUUGGUGGACCACAGGAAGACAGUGACAUAAAGAGCCUCCUGCAAAACAAAGAGUGGAUGAUGUGUCCCACAGUGAGGAGUCAACACCAAACUCUGAGUAAAGUUUGGCUGAUUUAGAACAAGAAGGGCUGAGAAGUUCAUACUAUUAUUAUUACGUAUUUGAGCAUUAACAGAACAGAGACGUUUUUAUGUGAUUUUUAUGAGACUGAAAGCAAAGUUAAGUUGAUUUUAUUAAAAUUCGAGUUCACUCUGUACCAAACUUUUGUUUUUCAGAUGAAUUGGAGCAUCAGUUUAGCUCAGCUGUUAAAUCACCAGCCUCAUGUUCUAGAUUAUUGUUAUUAGAGAUGCACCAAUCCUGAAAAUCAGGACCGAUGCAGCUGUUUUUUGCAUGAUUUCUUUCUAAUGUUGUGUCUGGAUUUUAAAUCAGCUAUGAGGUUAGAUGUGUUUAAAUAUUUUCCAGUUCCUCCCUAAAAGUCUAUCUGAAACAUGUCCCACAUACUGAAUGUCUCGAUCUUUCUCUGAGACUGUGUAAUACCCUCAUACUGCACAUGUUUUCUUUCAUUUGGUCAUUAAUUAAAUCCAUUUGUACUGCAGGGGACGUCUUCUGCCUCAUAUAGAUUUCUUACAAAGAAGGUGUAAUAGCUCUCCAGAUUUACAUCGAUGUGAUGAAGAUACUACAUACUUCAUAUGGGCCAAUGCUAAUUCCAAUUAUUAUGAGUUCACUUGUAUUUGAUCUGGUUUAACAACAAAAACAGAAAAACUUUUUGCCAUAAUCUAAAUCUCAGAUGUUACAACUCCGACACAAAACUUUCUUUAAAUGCUUUUAUCAGCUCUUAUAUUAAAACAAAAAAUAUUAUAUAAAGGAGUUUACUGUUCAGAUACAGUAACACCACAGUGGUGUGACAACUAGCCAAUUAGAUAGUGUGAUAAUUGAGAGCAGGAGAUUAGAUCAGACAGAGUGGUUACAGCCAUAGUGGUACACUUAGAAUUAAUUAAUUUUAUUGACUGUCUGUUAAAUAAAAGGUUGAUACAGAUAAUCAGAUAAAUGCCCCAAUAAUCAGCCAGAGCUGAUAAUCAGUCUAGCCCUGACGCUACAGGAUGUUGAUAAAUUCUAGCUACUGACAUUGGUACAUGUAACAUGAUCUGCUGACAUAGUAUCAUUUUAAGUUCCACUCCGAUCGUUUUUUUUUUUUUUCACUACUUUAAGUGUUCUCAGUGAUCCUUAAAUUGUGAUAUGAAGUUUUUAGCCAAAAUCACCUUACCUGUGUCAUUUUCAAGGACUUUUCUUCUUCAGAGCUCCAGUAGCUCAUGAGUCGUGGGCGGAGACAGCGCUUCUCUGCACACUCCUCUUCAUGCUAGCUAGCAGCCUAAUAUUGCCGGUGUAGUAGAAGAAGCAGGUAACAUAGAAGCUUUUCAGUUCUCAGACACUCAUGUCUUUGGGGACAUGAUGAAAGUUAAUCUAACAAUUAGCUUUCUUACGAACAUUGCAAUCUGCUACCGCACACGCUUGUUCCGUGAUUGUCCUCUCUACUUCUCUGAGUCUGGCCUGCAUAGCGGGGCUCUGGGGGUGGUGUUUGGAUUUGCUACGUAGGAAAUCUCACUGUAUUUGAGCCUGCCGUUUGGGUCUGCCAGAGAUUCACAGCGAUUUCAAUACAGAAAUACUCAGAAAUGCAAUUUUUGUCAUGAUAUGUCCUGUAGCCAACAAGAAAACCAUGAUUUUAAUUGGAGUGGGUCUGUAACAGGGCCGAUUUUUGCCUAUACCAGUGCUCAACCAAUGCAAUCCCUUAUUCAAAUAUAUACCCAAAUAAUACAUUCAGAUUGAAACAAUUUUAAAAUGACCUGCACUUGUCCAUGUCUAUACUCAUAAUGUCAUAAUGGCUGCUGACCCCUUAAAUGAUAACAUGUUUUUUUUAAAUCAUUUAAAAUAUAAAGCUGUUACAGGAUAAGAAGUGAUAUAAAUUAUGUUGUUAAGUGUCUGCAGGUCAAUAUUAUUACCAACAUGAAUAUCACUCAUGUUCUGAAAUUGGCAGCAUUACCCAGUGUGCAUGAAAUGAUGGUGUCACUACCCUAAAAGUGUCGUAAUUACCUGAAGGCAGUAUUACAAACCUGCCACUGCUGACCUCCCCUCCAACUAUCUGGUAUCUCUUGACCAUAUCCAAAAUUAAGAUGCUUUUCUAUCCUGAAUCCACAAAAAUGAUCAUAUAUACUUCAAAUAGAAAUGCAGAUAUUGUCAGGCAGUCACUCUGGUGCACUUGUCUUUUUUACUGCUGUUUCACAGGUCAGUGUGUGUGUCAAAGCUUUGUGGUGAACUUGUCCUGUUGCCUAUUUUAAGAUCCUCUCCUCAUGUUUGUCAGUGGACUCAGAUGUAUGAAGGCUGGCAGCGAGGUAAGGCAGUGAAAUGUGAAACGAUGGAGGGAGCCGAGACGAAGGGACGGAGAGGGAUAGUUACAUGAAAGGAGACAAAGACCCACAGCUGACCUGGAAUGGUUGUCGUGGUGCUUUGUGUGUGUGUGUGUGUUUCCCUCCAGGCACACAGAGCCAUUAGCAAACCAUGGUCACCAUUUCACACACACACACACACACUGACACACACUUUGUAAGCAUGGAGGUGCCCUCAUGCGAGGUCACACCAACCAGCACUCUCUGGCUCCCUGCUCGCCAGAUGUGACUAAGAUUCACUUUAAAACAUCUCCUCCUUCAGGGGAGAGGAGAGGAGAAGAGGAGGGAGGGAGCCUAAAGGGAAAGAAAGAGUAGCGGUUUUUGGAGCAGAGGCGUUUGAGGGGUGAAGGGUUUUUUUCUUCUGUUUUGAGAAUCUGGUUCGACUUAGCAGAGCCCUGGAACACAUUUCAGAAAUUGCAGACAUAUUUUUUUGUAGCGGUUUCAGGGAGGAUAGUUAACCAGAAGUAAUUUCCAACACAUGGCAGCCGUCAUGUGAUAUUUUGAAAACACCAGGCAGACAGGCAGCUCCCCCCCCGCUCCUACCUUCGUCCUCCCCCCCUCCUUGAGAAAUCCUUCCUCCCUUACUGUUAACCUCUGGCCUCUUUAUUUUCUGCGCUGUGCCGCCCUCUGCCCCUCACGUUUGAUUCCCCCAUCUGUCUCUCAUAGGCGCUUAAUGCUAUCUCUCUGUACUUCAGCUCCCUCACCUCUUUCUCUUUCUAAAUCUCUGUUUUCCACAUCUGUUUUGCCUUUUCAUGUGUGUCUGUUUUCCUCCCCAUCACACUCAGCGACUGCACUCUCACUUAGCCUGUAUUGUAUAUCACUUUAUGCACCCCUUCCCUCCCUCGGUGCCUCUGUCUCUCUCUCCACAUAGUAAAAGAUAAGUGUCAUGUAAAACACGAGGGCCUUUACUGUCUGUUGAAAAUUGAUUUUUCGUCUUGAAGACAGGUAUAUGAUUCCUAUAAGCGCAGACAGAUACAAAUAGGCUAAGAGCAAGGGUUCCCGCUAGCUCGUAGUGAAAUAAAAGAGGCUUGGGCAUGUGUGCAUAUCAGUGUGAUUGAGUGGAAGCAUCAGUGGUUUUAAAUUGUGCUACAAGAGUCCAGCAGUCCCUGGAGAAUUCCUAUAAGUGUGUUCUUGAUCCACUUUUUCUCAGCUCUGGCAGCAGGAACGCUUUGCAUUCGCACGCCCAUGAGUGCAAGAGUAGACCACUUUUAGUGAGGCUCCCAAAGUGAGGUUGUUCUCAAAUACUAUGCCACAGUAUGCAUGUAGCAAAGAUAUUAAUCCUCAGCCACACAACAGAUACUGAAUCACAAUGGCAAGAAAGCUGGAGCACUAAAUGUGCAUGGAGCUUAGAGAAAUAAAGCCAUGUGUCGUCAGCGUAAGGAUGAAUGUUAAGUGUUUUGUGAGAGUCCUUUCCUGCUGGCACAGAGUCCUGCCUGGGAAAACACCCAGAUCCAUUUGGGUUCACUUGGCUCGGCAUCAGCAUGGCAUCAGAAAUGAAGCAAGCUGUAUACUGAAAGCAAUUUUCAACAGGCUGGCUCCCAUCAGACGGCCAAACAGGACUACUCACCAAAGCUUAUAUCUGCCUUCCCAAACAGCAACAUUUAUAUCGUCAUUUUGACAUAAUGUUAAUGAAAAUGACAGGCCAGCUUUAUCAAAAUAAACAAUGAUCCUGAUAGAUUUUCCAAACAUGUUGAUCCCUGCUCGGCCCAAAGCGGGAAAAUGUCUGUUCCUGCGUUGUUUAAUGCUGUGAUAACACAAAGCUCUCCCUUUUGUCAUCACUCUAUAUACAUCCACAUGUUUUUUCUUUACCUUUACCUCCCAAUGACUCCUUCACCCUCUCCACCCUCUUUUUCUGUUUUCUUCCCAGACUUACUCCCUGUGCCUGUCUUUAUUUUACAAGACCCUGUAGUUCAAUUUUCCCUGGCAACAAGAUGUGGCAGAAAUCUGUUCGUUUUGAAAGCUCGCGUAACUGGCACUGUGAAUCACUUUUAUUGUUCCUUAACACUUGCUUCCCCUCUCCUCUGCAAGAGAGACUUUAUUUCAACAGAUGGGCAAACCAGACAUUACUAUAAAUCCAUUUUUUCACAAAGAGUGAAGGACUUCUAGUGUUAUAAGCCACAUAUGUUUUAUUUUCCAGCGUGUGCAUACGUGUGUGCUUGGAGGUGUUUAAGAGGAUUUGUGUGUUCGGCUUAUGUAUUUUUCUGUUUGUGUGCAGACGUGCACGAUGCGUGCGUUCAUGUUUGUGUGGUGGAACAGAUGGUGUUCAGACCUUUGUGUGCAAUUGAGAAAUCUCCUUAUGUCUUUGCUGGCUUGACAAAGUGUAAACACACGAUGCUGCACCGAGAGGGAAAUACAGAUAUGGUGGGAAAUGGAAGUGUGUGAGAGCUCAGUUUUACAAUUCAACCCUUAAAGUCUCUUAUUCCUGAAAACAGGGCGGAAUAGUGUCAGGAUUAAAAGGACAGGACACUUGAAACUGAAGACAAAGAGCUAAGUGACUCCAGAGUGAUGCAUGAUGGGGAGGUAAUUAUGGAUCCCAAAUGGUGAUCAUACAGUAUAUGGACCAUAGACAGUAUAUACUAUGGGCAACUUGGCUCCGCCUUCCAUCAUUAUAGGAAUUUGAAGCAGAAUUGCCUUCGGUAUUUCCAGGAUUUUCUCCACUUCCUGGAACCACCACUUGCGCAGUUGCAUUGUACGCCUUCGACAGGAGAGUCGCUGUUAUGACACUCAGCUCAAACAGCGUAUCCCAGAGUGAGCCACGUAAACUUUGUAUGCCCAUAGGCUGUAUCAGGUGUCAAUCAUAGAAGACAUGAACCCCCUAAAAACUUUUAAAAAUGGAGCUGCACAGAAAAAAGAGGACUUGAGCACAAACCAGUCUUACAGUAACUACAUGUCAACAUCGUAACCAGGGGGGAGAAAAAUUUAUAUUCUGUGUAAUAAAUUUCUUAAGUUUGUCCACAGCUCUAUAUGGAUUGCUGGAGGAGGUGGGAUUUAUGAUCUAUACUGCAGGCUGUCACCAGAGGGUGCUGUUCUCAAAGUGGCUUUACCAAGGAGGCAAAUGGUGUCCAUUCUGUGUACAGUCUAUGAUAUGGACAGAUCAGGAACAACUGAUUCUUCAAGAACAACAUGGCAAGCAAAAAGUAAUAUGAUAUUUUCAUGAUCAUGGGGAGCCAUUAUUGUAAUCAAAAUUUAAAUCAGAUAAAUGUGAUAAAUUUUAAUCCAGAUCUGAUUGUCAGUGUGGGAAGCACCUGACUGUAAACCUGCAUGCUGUAUGAUUACUUCUUAUAUAAAACAGACUGUAACAACAAUGGGAUAUUAUUGCAGACUGUGUCCAAAGCCCUUCUUGAUCUAAAAUUGGUUGAGGUAUGGAAUGACUCCAGGAAUCGUCGAGGGUAAUGUUUGUACCCACAGCUUAAAGGUACAAACUGAUGAUGGUGCUGCUCUCUUCUGCAUCUGCUGCAGAGGAAAAUACAAAGAUGGAAAUCAGAUGAAUAUGUGUGUGUGUUUACGUGUGAGUGUGAGAGACUUGUGCUGUUUUGUUUUCAAUUUGUGCAUCCAGCUGUGGGUCUGUGUUUGCACUUGUGUGUGUGUUUGUGGUAGGGCGUUGCAUCCAUACAUCUUCUUGACAAGCGGGUGGAGUUUGAUGGGACAUGCUCUGCAUACUGCUCCAUCUGGAUGACUCUAUGUGUGUUUGUGUGCGUGUUUGUGUGUGUGCAUGCUCUAGAGGAGCAGGCUGAUGAGAAGAGGAGAGGGGUGACCACGCUUGCAUACCGAUGGAUUUCUCUUGUUUCUCUGCGUAUGCCGCCUGAAUCUAAAUCGUCCCACCUGUCCCUCAGCGGCGUUCUUUAACACAUCCGUUCUCCAGUUCUCUCCAUUUUUAUCCCUCUCCUGUGUCCGUCCCUCGUCCCUCUUUUCACAUCUGUACCCUGCACACAGAGCAAUCAACACAAGCCACUAUCACAGCAUCUCUGUAUCGCUUCAUCUAUUCCAUUACCUGUCUAUCCUGCUCACUCACUUCACACAUUGCUGUGCAGUGUGUGCGUGUGUGUGUGCAAAUGUGUGUGAGGGUAAAACACACCCAGAGGUACCAUCAUGCGCACACAUAGUCCUGUUGCAGACAUUAACGCUCCAUUCACAGGCUUCCUGCAGCUUCAGCGCUUAUGGUUUUCACUCUAACACCUACAUAUCAGUGUUUGCAUUGUGCACAUGUAUGUUUACUGCUGCGUGUGUGCGGGGCAUGAGCAGGUCAGUGCAUGCGCAGUUUUCCAUUUAACUUCAUAAUGAUGAUAUCUUAUGUCUGACUAAUACGAUCUUGCACUCACACAGGCACCGCUGCACCGUAAAUUGUUUAUGUCGCAGCCGCUGACUCUCUAAAAUUCGCCCAGCGUGAUUGAAAUCCAUUGUCGUUUUGAAGAAUUGGAUUUGCCUGUGUGAAGUAGUCUCGAGUGGGGUAUUACUGUCGCUGUUAUCACAUCAUUUUCUGGGCCUCCGACUGUACAAUCACAAUGCACUGACACGCAAUCAUGCAAACACAUACGCACACAAAGCAGCAAUCGCAGCCUAUGAGGUGUGUAAUUGAGAUGGUUUGCCGCUAUCUCCUGAUGAUCGACUUUGAAGUCAUUGUAGUGCCUGUGAAUGAUGGAAAACAUCAAGGUUAGGUGAUGUUGCCCCUGUUUCAUGAGGUGAUUUGAAUGCAGAAUGACCUCUUAGCUUUGUGAGGUGAUGAUGAAAUGCGUGGUUUUGAUAUUACAUUGUAUUUCUGCCUCGAGUUGCGGGUUAGCUAAGUCCUCUCUGUAGCGUUCUGAACUGUUUCUCAGGGACCGCAUUCCUUCUAGAUAUCUUUCAUUGCAACAACCUUGUUUUAGGCAAGUGAUGUAACUUGCAUGUAACCUUAGAAAAAAGGCGUGUAUGAAAAGUCAGCGGGGGGAUAAAAUCUCUUUUCUUUGAGCUCUGCUGAAAGAGGGUUACGAGCGAGAGGGGGAGAAAGGCGAAGGCAGACAGACAGACAGAAGGAAAGAAAGAGAGAGAUUUUGCAAACAUUGAGGAUCACGUAAUCAUAGGCGAUGCAAACGGCUGAUGUAAGAGUGAAGACAUCUUUGUGAGUGGCAGGUAGUUGUCCAGGGUUCUGCCUCAUUUCUAGGAGCACUUGAUGCGCCUGAGGGGAGAUUGUGAGGAGAUUAGAGAUGUAACAAACAAGAGCGAAUCUACUUUUGCUUCUUAAUUAUCAGCGAGGUUUUGACCAUAAGUUUUAAGGGAUAUUAAGCCAGUUAGUGUGAUUUUGUCUCUCAAGAGAAGACAACAAGAACUCUGCAGUUUACAAUGCCGUGUUUCGAAUGUGGAUUCGCAACCUGGGGCUUCGUAAACUUCCCUUGUUCUAUUUUCUUGUGAAAUAUGGAGAAAUUCUCCCCCUUUAGCCAACUCGAAGCUUUCAAACUCCACAUCUUUUGAUUGAAGCACCCACUCUGCAAAGACUCGCAAUCUCUGACAAUACAAAAAGAAAAGCAUUGUUUGGCUGUGAAAGUGUGUUUUGCUCCAAAAGCUUUCUCACUGUGCAGCACUGUAACCUCUGACUGCAGAUAAAGAUGGCUGACGCAGAGAAGUAAUGCCAGGUUUCUCUUGCAAUGAGCUCUGACAUCCUUGGCUUUAAGAGCUUGAGUCUGCACAGUAGAAAACCCUUUUCCCAACUCUAGUAUUGAUGUCCUGCCCCUUUCCCUAAAACUCACAUUUAACAUGAGAAUGAAACAGCCACAGGGUAAAAUCAGGGACCCUAGAAUCAAAUUUUAGACUUUAAAACAGAAUUUUCUAGAGUUUCCCAACACAGUUGAGGACUUUGGUGCCAUUUUUCGGUCAGUUAGUGUGCAAAAUAUUUGGCUUGUUUAAAUCUAGUCAGAUUUUUAGGAUUUUACCCAGCCCAAAUCAAUGAUAGUAAAGCAGAUGCCAAAUCACUCAAAGGAAAAGUGUUUUAAUCCAAACUUUUAGUGACAAACUCUGUACUGGUGUUGGAUAAGUGAACUGAGACCUUUUAAGAUGAUAGACUUUUAGAUACUGUUAAACAGCCUUAAAUGGAAAAGUGCGCUUCUUUGGCUCCUCUCGGGUCUGUUUUCACUCACCCCUCUGUCUCGCCUAAUGACCCUCCCACAACACCAUCUGAUUGGUUAGCCAUCACAGGACUGAUACGCAACUGUAUAAUAAUUGUAACUGAAUUUGCUGAAUUCUUAAUCUUUACCACAGUUGCAUAUUGUUUCCAAAGCAUAAGCCCCCACAUCAAAUUCAGACACUCAUCUAUUUAAAAGAAGAUUCCAAUGAAAUAUUAUGAGUUAAAUGCAAUAAUCAGAAGUAGUUUUAGCUAAAGGCAAAGUGAGGAGUUUUAAUUGGUUUUAAAACAGAGUGAACUCAAUACUGACGCUUCUUUAUGACCUACAAAAGUGAACAAGCCCACCACCAGCAGGAACACUGACACAUUUUUCCUAUAACUGUAAAUGCCGGAAACUCAUGUUAGUGGGGAGGGGAAUGAAAAAAACAGGGAUCCUUAAAUUCUUGCUAAAAUCAACACUUAAAUAGAAUAAUGUCACCAACUGUAGCUUUAAUGACUAAUCAAGGCUCUCAUUGAUAUGUGGGCGUAAAAAAAUCAUGAUGCAAACUAUUUAUAGUGAUAGACACCGUGAGUAUGUCUGCAAAGGGGGUUUGUAUUUUAAGUUUAAAGUUCGACUCAUGUCCCAUCUGUCAACAUGGAGGAGGCAAACAGCCAAAAGGAUCUUCAAACCUUUUCAGGAGCUGCGAAGUCGUAUUUUAUGAUGGUCAGAACAUCUCCACUCCUGUCAGUGUUCCUGUCAUUGUAAUCCUAAUACAGACAAAGCAAACAGGACUUCACCCCUCAUGGGAGCUCAUAAUUUAGCCAGAUAUGAGUGUAAUUACCUCUGACACUUGUAUGAUAGCUUGGUAACAGUAUGCCAAACUCCUAUAAUGAGGUACCACUGCAGCGCUGGAAUCCUCAUGGGUUUCAGUCUCUUGGAGCCCACUUAUACUGCAAACAUUUACGCUAAGAGCACCUUUACGAUGCUCCAGACAAAACCACACUCUGCGAAAGGCUGUUGCAAGGCAUUAAUCACUGUCAUCCAUACGCAUGAUCAUCGAUAGCUUUAGCACCUAGAGCGCACGAGUGAAUCAACACACGUCUGAGAGCCUCUUCUCUUCCUUUACGGCUAAUUGCUGCCUCUUCAACAAGCGUCCUCAUCCUCUCCCGUCCAUUAAUGUCUGGACAACAGCACUUCUCAGAAGUCGUAAAGCCAGUUAGACAAAGUCAAAGCACUUAUCAAACCCUUUCCAUUAGAGCUCCGCACAUCAAUAACCCGCCCAGUGUUGGAAUAGCAUCCAUCAGCUAGCCGCAGCCUUGGUUUAGCUACAGUUUGCGAUGAUGGCGAGCUAAAGGGGCUAAUAAAUGGACAAUAGAUGUGCAUUAAGUUCGGCCAUUAACUUUUAACAGACGUAUUAGGCUGGAGGAGACUUUGUUUUCAAGGUUGUUUAAGGUUGCUUAUUCAGGUGGUGCUUUUUUAAAUUGAAUUAUGCAUGAGGCAGCGAGUGCUCGCUAUUGUUGAGCCUUGUUCUACCGCUGUAAUAAAAUGAGGGCUUGCCUGUUGACGUCUGCACAUGUAUUUUUUAUUUUUCGAGAUGCACAAAAGAGUUCCGUCGGCUCAUGAAAAUGUAUGGCACAUUCACAUACAUGCCCUGAGCUGUUUUCAGCAAUGUGCUCCAGUGGUAAGAUGCAGUUUUAUUUUUCCCAAAGACUGGCUAAAUUACCUUGCAGAGGGUGUAUUGCUAUUGAUUCAAUUGGCAGAGUAACUGUUAGUGAACGGUCGGGUGCAGACCUUGUUGGUUAGAAUGAAGCCAUUGAUUUUAUUCUGUUUAUAUGCUUUGCAGUGGUCUCAAUCAUAUUAGAAACUGAGAAGAUGCUGUGUGUAAAUCGUGUGUGUGUGUGUGUGUGUGUGUGUGUGUGUGUGUGUGUGUGUGUGUGUGUGUGUGUGUGUGUGUGAAAUAAAAGCAGAGAAAGAGAGAGGGAGCAUGUUCCUGCCUGGGUGCAUGUGCAUGUAUUUGCUGUAUACAUGGAUUUCACACUCUAUCCUUCAUCUUCUCCCCCUGAGGGACUGUGGAGUCUGAAACGCUUUCAGGGUUUACGUCUCUCUCAUCUCCUCUGACUACUGCCGCCCAAUCAUAACACUGACCCAGGUGUUAAUCCCCAAUUACAAGCCUGGAACUAAACUCAUCUUUUCAUGCUGCCGCAGGGUCUUCGGCUGCACGCUUGACUCCAGAUGGAUCACCAGUUUAUGCAUUUGUGCUGUUUGAUCCCUUUUAUGUUUCAUAUUUAUGUGCUUUGAAUGAUCUUGUUAACUUUUAUAUAUGGCACGGUAGGGACAACAAUGCUCUGUUCUUUUUAACCCUUUGGUUUCCAGUAGGAGAUUAAAAUAUUUCUGUCAUUUGGAAACCCAAUCUCAUCAUAGAUUUUGUACUGAAUGAGCUACACAGAAGCUUUCUACAAAUAUAAAAAUGAAGCAGUGCAGUAGCUUAGACAGCUUUUAUUUUGAAACCAAACCUUCUAAAUUAGCCAUAAUGAAUUCUCAUAAAAUUCUCAUAAAACAAAGAAAAAACUUAUUUUAAUACCAUAAUGUAUGUUUUCACUUCUGCUUACUCGUAAUGACUUUCCAAUACAAUGUUCAGACUCUGUGCAAAAACUGCAGCUCCCUUCAGUGUCACUUGUUGCAAACAGCUUAGGAAACUCCUUUAGCUCCCAUUUCAAUGUACAUUGAAUGCAUGGCUUUACUCACUGACAGUUGGGCGUGUUGUUGGUAUGUGCAAGGAGGCUCCAUUUGGUUGGUCCUUUUUUUUUGUUUUGUUGGGAAGGUUCCUUACUUGGUGAAACAACCUGUUUGUGUUUUAGUGUCAGAAAUGUCAAAUUAUAAGAGGAGCCACAUUGUCUCUCUUUAUAUGUCCCUUUGCACAUGAUACACUAGAAACAAGUGAAAGAAAUAUGAUCCAUAAUUAUUUGCGCCAACUACCAUCAAAGUUAAACCCUUCUCCAUCAUGCAUGUCAACUGUGUAUGAGAACAAGCGAUUAAGUAAUUAUUUUCACUUCUUCAGUCUUGCAGUUUAUGUGGUUAAUGAGAGGAGGGGAGAUGAAUGAAACUGAAAAUGAAUCUGAGGAGAUAAAUUGACAUUACCCCAGAGAAUAAUGCUUCAGUCAUCUCUUAAAAUCCCCCUUUUCCUCUAGAUUCAUUCUUAAAAAGCUCGUUAUCAUCUGCUUUGCACUUUUCAGACUUCUGAAGUUUAGUAUCUGAUUUCAAAUUACUUUGUGUUCAUGUGAGACAUUUGAAAUGUCAACUUUUCUCUCAAAGUUGAAAACAUAUUAGGUUGUUACAGGAUGAUUUGGAUCCGAUUUGAGUCCUACUAUCUCACAAUAGGACGUGCAAACUGGGCCAGGAAAGACCCCAUAAUAACAAAGUCAACAAACAGAACCAGUUCAAGCAUGAGCUCAAAGAUCCAGAGAAACAGCGUAAGUAGAACCAUGUGCGAUUUGCUAACUUCUCUGUAUUUCGCUUGGGCUUGUUGAGCGUCCACAUGCAGGCUCUUUGUGUUUGACUGGAAAAUGAUGAAUUACCCUGGGCCCCGUCGCCCGGCCGUCAUUUUUAAUGACCUUUUAUUUUCACAGAUCAUAUUUUAGGCAGGCACACAGGAUAUGAUAGCUGGCAGCCUGAGGUAAGGCUAUAUGUUUCCACUGGCUGUUCACUGGCUGUAUCCUGAGUUUAUAAAAUAAAUAGUCAGGUCCAGACUCUUUUACUGUGGUGAAAUUAGAGCAGUAAACCUUUCUGUGUCUUGCCAGGUUGGGCGCAUGCAGAAAUGGUGAGUGCAUGUGUGUGUUUUAAUAUGUGUGUGACAGAGAAAGAGGCAGACAUGCAGCACACUGAGUAGAUCUCCAUAGAUUUGGAUAGUUGCUUUUUUUCUCUCUAUUUUCCCUUUAACUCUGACUCUUCUGUCACCUUCACUUAUCCAUCCUCUGUUUUCCAAAUCCUUCUCCUUGUUUCCCUCUGAUCACCACUCUGUAGGUGAUCCAGUUCCAAGUUCCAGUAUCCUGAGGAAAUGUGACAUAUGUCGUACUAUAAAGUGUCCAAUGAAAGAGGGAAAAGAUGUUUGUUUCCAAUACUGUUUCUACUUCAUCUGUAGGGCCAGGAUAGGCAGCAGAGCCCUUCCUGUUACUCCUGUAAGUCAAUGUAGAGAAAAUUUCUCUGAACUUCAUCCUGAUCAGCUUGUGGGAGACUGUAAUGCUGAUCAAUACUUUUCAUACACGCUGACAACUUAGCCUAUAUUAUGCUCGGUUUAAUCAUUGAUUCCCCUACUCCAGCCAGUACUAGAACCACCUUUUUGUUUUUCCCCUUUCAUUUAUUAACAUUUAUUUGACAAGUGUUUUUCUACUGCUUUUAAUGAACAAACCUGAAAGCAUUACAACAUCAUAUCCCGCUGUUUUAUCUUGACCGUUAUGUGGAUGUGGCAUUUAGGUGAGAGUGAAAGAAAAAUCUGUUGCUUUUCUGAGCUGUGCUUGCACAAGCGUGUUAGCAACUGCACUGUGCUUAAGUCCAACUUUUCCAACCGUGCCAUUGGCUGAACAAACUGGACUUUGGGUGCAGUUCCUCAGGUGUCCACUUGGUGCUAGCACAAAAAGUGGCCUAGAGUUAGACAGCCAGCAUUUCCAUCUAGCAACAGCCAAGUAAGUUAUGCAUAACACCUCUUCUGAAACAAAUACCUGAUGUCAGUAUGACUGCGUACAUGUAUUAAACAGUCUAGGGUCUCUUUGCCACACUCAGUAUUUCCAUUGUCUUCAGCAAAUAGCCAUUAGGAUAGCUGCAGCAUGCAUGAUUAUAUGCAUGACUUUGUUUAAUGCAAAGGGACAUAAAGCACCCCGCAGUCCUGCAACUCACUGACAGUCAUCUUUUGAUCAUGCCACUUUGAGUACUUUUAACAGAUAUUUUCAUACAAGUGAGGCAAAAAAAAAAACCUCUCUCAACACCAACUCCUCAAUCAGGUUGUUAUCAAUGGCAACGUCUCAGGAGUCUUAGCCAGGAGCCUUUAAUCACUGCGAUAAGUUGGCUUUCCUCCCCUUCGAGACCAUAUCAUUGUCUGACAUCGGUUCCAAGGUUGCAAACGUGGUACAAAGUAUAAACGUCAGUGCGUUGGCAGUGGUUUUAGUUUGGUAUGAACAGCUUGUGUCUUGAAAAACAUCAAUCUUGCCGUGAUGUCUUUCUAUAGACUGUUUUGCUGUAAUAUGAAAGUAAUUCCUGUUGUGAUUGUUUCAUUCAUUGGCAUUACGUCCCUUCUUUUCAUUAUUCAAAGGGUCAUCACACAGAAGAAACAAAAGUGACCCGAACCUUCAAUCUGGAACUAGAUAUAUAGAGCCGCUCUCUGUUUAUAAUUUCAGAGACAUCUCCAUCCCUCACUCGCCAGCCUGCUAAAGCCGAGCUAGCGUGACUAAAAUGCUUAGUCACAGUUCACCUCGGCAGCAGACAGCCACAGAGCUACUGUGGCUUGAGCCAAGCUAACAGGCUUAGGAUAUCCUGUCUCUCUCACAUCAGAGUUUCUCUUUCAUGUCACCUAAACUUAACGCUGAGGAGCCAAGCUGUUACCAUAGAGGGUCUCUUCAAACACACAUUCACAGAGCCUGUAGUGUAAACACUUGAAGGGUGAUAAUAUAAAAAGAGCUGUAAUUAUAUGCAAAAUAUAAAACUGCAUAACAGGAUAUGAAAAACAUAAACACACUCUUUGGUCUUGGGAAAAAUUCGUAAUAGGAACCACCCUUUUUUCUGGAACAUUCCCCCUUACCACCCUGGUCCCAGUGUAUGUUGUUGCCUGAUAAGUGUGAGUUGAGCUAAAGCACAUGCCCUCGCUGUGAUUACAGUUAUACAUGAUCCCAAAGUCACAGGUUGCAGUUCUGUUUCUUUUGCAGCUCCUCCCUUCCCUCCUUUCUCCUUCCAUCCUCUUUCCUCUCCUUCCUCCUUUUUUUUGGAUUAUCUCUUGUUCACAAUGUGCAGAAUGGUUGUUGAUAACAGUCUGUUAGCUCUGGGAUAGUUUUGUUACUGCCCGUACUGAGAAAAGUUGUGUAUCUUAUCCUGCAAAUAUGGGCUUAACCCUAAUAAAACGGCAAGAUUAAGCUUUGUUAUUUUUCUCACACACUAGCGGGAUCCCUUACUGGCCCAGCACGAUGCAACCGAACAAGACAAAAACAGGCAAGAUCUGCGAAAAUAUCACGUUCAUUUGAUUUUAAAGAUUAUUUUGAGACCUUUAGUGCCUUAUUCAGAAGGUAGGAUGGUUGAUAAAGCAGAAAGCUGGCAAAUGAGAGUGGAAAGGUACCAUGGGACUGAUUUCGACUUGGGCUGGCUGCAUUAAGGACUAUGUCCAUAUAAGGUUCAACUGUAACUCCUGAAAAUUAUUCUGAUAAUGUUUUAUGCAUCAAAUUUCUUUCUAAAAAAAACAAAUUUCAUCUGCAAAAUAAACAUAAUAUUCACACUGAUAUAUUGUGACUUGACUCAGUGGGGCACCAAUAUUAAUUCAUCAUGAUGAACAUGAUUUGGCCUACGGUUGAGAUUUGGACUCUACCAACCAAUCACAAUAACAUUUGUUGAUGAUGUUGUUGUAUCUGCCUUGAAGACAUGAUUAAAACACUUGAUCCACGAUACAUAGUGCCGUGUAACACUUUUGCAUCACAGAACAAAAGCUGUUGUACCUAAAGCAGUGUAUGUUAGAUUUUUUUUUUUUUUUUCAUGUUCUUUAAGAUGUAGAAAAAUUAGUGUUUGAUAACUUUUGCACUAUUUGGCAUUACAGAAAAUAAUCUGUCGAACUUGAGGUUCUGUUUACAAUAUUCAGUUUAUAAUUGUGUUCUUGAAGUGAAUAAUUAUUGUUGGCAACCUUUUUACUGUUUUUGCCAUUUGCGUUAUGGAAAACCUCUUUUACCUCAAGUACUGCUUACAAUAUCCACUUUAUUUUUGUUCUUUUGCAAUUGUCGUUGACAACAUUUUCUCUAUUUUGUGUUAUAGAAAACAGCCAGUUGUAUUGUGUUUAUUCAAAGUAUCAGCAAUGUCAUUUGUUUGUUUGCACUAUUUUGCACCAGAGUGCUGAGUUUUAAUUUUGAGUUUUGAGAUUUGCAAAAGAAAUGUUCUCAAAAUUACAAUACGUUUUUUGUUUGUUUGUUUUUUUAACAAUUUGGCUUGGCUAGGGAACAAAGUAACCCAUUCAGAAACACCUCCAUUAUAAUUUUUGCACUUUUUACACCAUUUUAUAUUGUGUUAUAUACUGUUAUAUGAUGUGAAUUUUAGGUUAUAUUCCCAAGCACAAGUUGACACCUACCCCCAACCACCAGUUUCUGGUCUCAAGAAUAACAAUAUAAAAACCCUGCAGACAUGUGACUGAUGUUAUUGUUAUUUUAGUUUAGUUUUCAGUUUUAGGUCACAGAAAAACAUUAAUUUGAAUUACAGUUUGUUCCAUGAAGUUUCAAAAAUAAUGUUCACAGGAGCUUAAUGCAAAAAAAGAAAAUGAAUGGUGAAUUAAGUCAUAUUGAUCAGGCAGCUAACCAUACAAUCUCUUUAUUCAUUGAUAAUUUGUUUUCUGGGAGUCAAACCUGAACUUAUGAUUAUCUGAGCAUAACUUGGCAUCAAUAACUGUUUCUAAAUUAAACCUCAUUAAGUGAUUUGACAUCUUCCAUGAUACUUAUACAUAUUGACUUAUAUUGCAAACUUCAUCAUGUUAACAAUUGGCAGUCAUUUUGUCCAGCCCUAGCGUUAUCCAUCAAAUUUCUGUCGGGUAUUGAGAGAAUGAUUGGCUCUUGUUCUGAGUCUGUUCUUAUUUUGGACAACCUUGUUUAUAGCAAACAGAUGUGAAUAUAGGAUCCAGAGUUAUGAGCAUUAGGACAAUGCAUGUGUAUGCGUGUGGGCAUGUGUGGGUGUGAGCACUGCAGUUGUUAGCAGUGGAAGAGGCUGUUUUGUGCAGCAGGUUUGCAGGAUGGCACAGAUGGUCGUGGAAUGAGAUUUAUGUUCCUCUCUAGAGUGUCUGUCUGCCUGUCUUUGGGUCUCUCCUUUAUAUCCUCCUCAUCUCCCUUCUCACAGCUUUUGCAAAUGCAUCAGCGUCACCAAGACAUGUAGACAUAUUAGCCAUCUACAUUUCUCGGACAAGUCUGCCUCACAGGCACUUUGAUAUCAAAUGAAAUCCUGCUGCUGUAUAUGUGCAAAUGAAGAUAUAGCUCCUGUCUUGGCGCGCAGAUGUGGGAUACGCAGCUUUCAGUUGUGGUUUUUUUCCCCGAGUGAAGUUUUCAGCCGGUAUACAGCUGUACAUGUUUUAAAUUUUUGCCUGUUUCGCUUGUCUUCCUUCAGAUCGCACUGGGAAGCACUCCACCAUGCCCGACUCACCUGCGGACGUCAAGACACAGUCCAGGUUGACCCCCCCUACCAUGCCGCCCCCACCCAGCACACAGGGAGCACCUCGCAACAGCUCCUACACCCCAACCACAUGUGAGUGAAGACAGGUUUAUAGCUCUGCAAUAAGAGGGGAUCAAUUCUCCUUAACUUCUAGACUAUUGUUAAACAUUUCACUGCAACAUAAUGCUUUAUUUUUGUCUUUUUUUAGUCUGCCUUCGUUUCUAACCUUGGCAAAUGAAAUCUGGCACACUGCAGGUGCUGUGACUGAAGUAUAGCAGAAAAUCUCUCUGUAUUAGAUUGGAUGUAUUGGAUUUGAUCUCACUGGAGCAACAGCACAUCACUAAUCUUUACUCUGUGUUAUGUUGAGACAGAUUUCACUACAAUGUUAGUUGUUGUUUUUUUGUGCUGGUUUGAAAGAUUUUUUUAAUGUUUGAAUGCUUUUUAUAGACGGGCAAAGUCAAAAUAGACAUGCCGAUUAUCUUGAGCGAAGCAGAGUUGGGUGACACCUCUCUGAUGGAGCGAAGACGCCCCACGGCGCUCUCUGUGGAAACUCUAGUGCUGACUAUAAUGAGCACAAUUAGCUCAGACUGUGUGUACAAGAUUCCUUUUAUGAGACCAUGUUUUGUGUGCUGCAUGAGCGCCUUCUACUGGAGAGAAACAAAGUGUGCUCUAAGUGCAGUGUCAAUCUCUGCCAACAACAGUCAUUUUUCCCUCAUGAAGAUGGCACUUAACUGUGAAGAAUGUUCAAGAGAACCUCCAAAUCUGACAUCAAACACCUUUGUAAUAAUAUGUGAUGUAUGCUGUGUGUAGAAACAACAUUUAUCUCUGUGGUGUAACGACACUAUCCCACAGUUAGCUAGAUUAUUGCGCAUUACUACUACAAAAGUGGCUGUAAGGGGCUGAGUGUGCUUCUCCAAUCAGAAUAAACCGCAUGCAGAGCUAAAAGAGAAUGUUUAUAACUCCUCUGUCACACAUGGCAAGAAGCAGCAUGCACAACCACCCUGCAAACAACUUAUAAUUAUGUGUGUGCAAGUUGUUUUCCUGUGCACACGAGAAAAAAGUUAUCACACAGCAGGACUUCAGGGGCCCUGCAGGUUUUGGACAAGUCUUUGUUAUGAGACGCACUGAUUUCUGGAACCAGAGGGAGGGUAAGAGGAUAGCAAACUGGCAGGUGCAUCUGACUGUAUAUAAGACCAAAGUCACGCAAUACCACAGCAAAGCAGCACUCUGAAUGACGGUGGAUUUACACAUUUUCUUAUUCUUAGGAAGACUUUCCAACAACAUCAAUCCUUCAACAUGCCAAGAGCGCCUUAACAAGUUGCCUUUUCAAAUCGCAGGCAUCCAAGCAACUCACCAACAAGUUCAUUAACGCCCACGCUUACAAACUGCUGGAGCUUUGCCAUGACGCGUACAUCGCCUGUGACAAGCAAAUUACACCCCAGUAUUCACUCAGAAGUGCAUACUUAACCACUCGCAUGAAGGGCCCUAGAAUCGAAGGCCCUGCGGUUCAGAACUCUCAGAGCACUCAAGCCUGCAUUAAAAGUGCUGGUCCUCUGCAAUCUAGGCAUUAUUUCCCUCAAUCACUGCCUCUCCUCAUCUUCCUCCUCACUGUUGUUUACUUUCUCCCUCUCUUUGUUUCCGUCUGUCCGUCUUGAUUUUUCUUUUAAACACUCGCACUCCACAAUUAACAUUUAGGCUUCCGUGCAAGGAGGGAGGAAAGGCCCCGGCUCUCUCAUUACGCAUGCCGAAGGUUUUAACAAAGCAGUUCGCUUUGAUUUCCACCCGACGUAAUUGUUAGCAGAUGCAGUUUGAGUAUCUCUCUUCUCUCCUCUCUCUUUACAGCGGCGGCAUUGGACGGCGGCCAGAGGGGGAGUGAGUGGAUCACUAGUCAAAACCUAAUCUCAUUAGAGGGAAAGCUUUAUGCCGCCGUGUAUCUCUUUGUACACAAACUGCCCCCAACACACACAAACAUGCUCACACACACUGUUCCUGUGCUCAGGCGCGAUGGGGGGUCGGACUGCCCGACUUGUUUAGACUGCACGGAAGCAGGGAGGGAGAGGAGGAGGGUAAAGGAGGCAACAUGUCUCAGAAAUAUGUUUUUAUGAGAGGAUCAAACGGGCCGCCAGGAUUAGAAACAAAUGUGGAGGGUGGUGGAGGUUUUCAGGGGGAUGAAAAUCAGUCAAAUCAGUGAGUUGAAAUCAAAAGUUUGUUGUUUCUUUUGUUGUUGUGGAAGAGAGACGUGCUGAUUUCUGUUUAUUUGAAUAAAUUCCUCAAGUGUACGAAUAAAAGCAAUUACCUUACAUGAUCUGUUUCUAAUAUUAUUCAAAUUUGGAUUUAUCAUCAGCUUGUGACUGAAACUGAAGCUUUUAAUUGAUAUUUUCCAUGCUUGCAUUUCUGUUGCUUUAUUCCUGCAUUGUCAAACUAUGCUUUUAUUUUAUGAUGCAUCAAUUCUGGUGGAUACAGAAGUGAGUGAUAUCAGAUGGAAAGUUAGAAAGUACAAAUGUUCGACUGAUUAGUCACCUGAAGAGACACAAGCUCAGACUGUUUUUUAGGAUGCACAAUAAAUCUGUUUUCAGAGAAAUGCUACAGUCGACUUACAAGCAGCUGCUACUUAUUCUUCAUCUAUUCUCUGUUUUAGGAGAUGUAUCAUGUGGUCAGAUCAGUUUAAAGAGAGGGGCUUUUUAGGAGUAAUAUAGUUGCUAUCAUUUUUAAGUUUCAUAAAGCUUUGGUUAUUUUAAAAGAACUUUUGGUUUGUCUCAAUUUUAGCGCCCCCUGUGGACAAACCUAUCUUUUAUUAUCUCGGCCUCUAAAUGCUAACAUACCAAAAAAAAAAAACUUAAAUCAAGCAAGAGGAGAUAAAUCGUCUCAAUCCCUCCUGUGUGUUGAUGUUGUUCUGUCCUUUCUCGUUUUUCACAGUAACUAAUGGCAGCAGCCACUCUCCUACGGCUCUCAACGGUGCUCCAUCACCCCCAAACGGCUACAGCAAUGGUCCCAGCUCCUCAUCCUCAUCCUCACUGGCCAAUCAGCAGCUGCCGCCGGCCUGCGGCGCCCGGCAGCUCAGCAAGCUGAAGCGUUUCCUCACGACUCUGCAGCAGUUCGGAAAUGACAUCUCACCUGAAAUCGGCGAGCGAGUCCGCACAUUAGUGCUGGGACUGGUGGUGAGUGGCUACUGUGUGAGCAAGUGUGUGUGUGAGCCAGUGUGUGUGCGUGUGAGUUUAAAGGGCUCAUGGAGGGAAAGUCGACACCGGCCCUUAUGUUUGCAGGACUAACUCAAUCCAUUAGAGGCCUAUUAGAGCAUAAUUCUGAGCAUUUGUUCUGCAUGUCUGGGGGACCAGAUGGAGGGGUUUACUGCAUGAAAAGUUUAAAAGAUAAAUACUUAAAAUACUUUGAAAUACUUAGCGCUGAUUAGGAAAAAACCUCAGGGGUAUUUCUCUGAGGCUUUAUGAUUCUCUCAUACCAGAAACCUUACCCAUCUGGACCCUCUGGCAUGAGCGUAAAAGAAACACUUUUGCAGAUCUCUGCCUCAAGGACUGAUAUCCAUCAGAACCUUGCAGCCUUUAAUUCAAUGCCUCGCAAAACAAUGGCAGUGUGUUGUCCUCAGGGACGAAGAAUAACAUCAAAUCAGGGGACCUAUUUCUUUAUGCACCUGUAGCUUUUUGGAUUAGAUUUACUCAAAUUCAAAUUUAACACCCAAUAACACAGGAAACCAGGAGCACAGGGUGGAUUUUUAUGCUUGUUGCUUCUGCAUUAAACUUGCCAAGGUUAUGCAGGUUUAAAAAACAAAGUACACCGAAGCAAUUAUCAAACCUUUUUAAUUUAUUAAGCUUUUAAAUGAAUAUUUUUGCCAGGAAAUAAAGGGCAACUGCAGGUUUAAAAUGAAGCGUUAAAAGCAUCACUAAUAUGGCAAAUGAUUCACCUUGAUAGUACUCAGCCUUAAAGUAUUCAGAUGCUAAAUUAGAAUUUAUCUGAAUUAACUAGAAAAUGCAGGAGAUAAAAAGUAUGCAUGCAAGGAUUUCCAUUAGGAGAAUUUUUGUGCUUCCUUCCUCAAAGAUUUGGCAUUUGCAAAAAUAAGAAAAAUAUGAUGCAAAUCAAGCUCACAAAUAUCAAAAUACAUCCAACCAAGAGAGGUUCAAUGAGGCAGAUGUGUGUCUCCGGCUUAGCUGACAUGCCUAUAUGAAGGCUAUAUAAAGAAAAAACAUGUGCAAAUCUACAGAUUUAUCACACGCCUGUGAGCUCAGAGGAAAUUUGAGCAUAACGAGAGAGGGAAUACAGAAAUAGUGAUUGAAUGUAGUGCAGAAAAAAAAGAGGAGGCGGAGGAGAUGGAGGGAGGAAUUUUUUUAAUUAGCCUCACAGAGCAUAGCCUCCUUUUGGCUUCACUGUGUUUAUUUUUCUCACCGUCUGCAUAUGCACAUGCCUCUCCUGUGUCAUUUUGGCUUGCACCCCCCCCUUCUCCUCUCCUCUUCUUCCUCUCUGUCUCCCCAUCCCUCCCCCCACCUUAUUGAAAAGAGUGACACCGUUAAUUAGCUGGUUUGUGUGCGGCGGAGAGGGAGAGAGGGAGACUCAGGAGGUUUCACUAGCUGUCAAGAACAGCCCCUACGCAAUCUGGGCGAACAGAUGUAAGGCUGAAUGUAACAAAAUUCAGGUCUGGGAAAUAACGCCGACUGUGUGGGGAGGAAAAAAUAAUAUCUGCUGCUUUUUUUAUGUUCUCUUCCACGUCUCGCUUGAUUUUUUCCUUUCCUUGUUUGUAUGUUUGCUUGUUAUGGAGCAGACUCUUCUCCCAUGUGAACGCUCCUGCUCACUCUCGUACUCCUCUGCACUCUCUGAGCAGCUCCUGCUCCAAUUAAAAUCAGUGUCACCGCCAUGUUGUCAGACUUUAAUGUGACGUACAGGUGAGCAAAGGAGGUGAGACAGAAGCGAGGCUCUGUUUGGGUGUGGACGAAUGACAAACUAAUGUGAUGCGUAACCUACUUUAGACCCCCUGCUGCUCCAAACACAGUCAGGAUGUUUACAUGUGGUUUAGAAAAUCAAAUUAGUCAGUUAACUUGACUUAACUAACUUGAACUUUUGAAGUAUAUGUAAACACCUGGGUCUGGCUUGCCAAGCUUCUCAUAGCCAGGCUGACAUAACAUGAUAAUACAGAUGGGAUUUGAUUUCCUUUUGAUGCCUAUGUUAGACUUUUACCUGUAAAUAAACGUAAAUAAUCUGGACAGUAAAGAGAACCUGAUUGGAAGAAGUAGGAACGUAAAAAAGACAAAGCUGUCAUAUCGUAACUACAAAAAGCGAGGUGCUGUUAAGUCGUUCAACAUUAACCUAUGAGCCUCUUGGUAACCUGUUUGUCAAUUGUUUUGGUAUGUGGCGCCAUAGGCCAACUGCAAAACAAGCAGUAACGCAGUAAAAAAAGGGUUUUGUCCUAGCCUGUGACACUCAUAUAUUCAUUUGCACUCAUGGCUCAGGGGCGCCCUCUCUCAAUAGUACUACAUAUACUUACAUUCUGGCUUUCCGAGUAUCUGAGAGAGACAUUCAAGAUUAGUUGCAGAACUGUGUAAAAAAAAAUUUAUCAAGGUUUUGUUCACCAGUUAGCUUGCCUAGCAACACAUUUAUGUUAUUUGAGUUUAGGCCAGUUUCAGUCUGAUUGAGUCGUGUACGUGACAGAAAAUCCGUCCCGAAUUGCACAAUCCAGGUUCAUUAGUCCGGCUAUGAGAAGUUUGAUUUAGAGCGCUUUCAGUCAGAUUAAUGUGUUAACAUGAACUUUAAAGUCCAGUUUCAGUCAGACUAAUGCAGCAAAUUGAUCUUUUUGAAAAACAUAUGAGAAGUCCUUCAUGGGUGAGUGCUCAUAUCUCUUGUUGUCAUUUUAUACUAGCAGCAUAAACUGCAAAAUAAGCCUCCCGCUCAUUGUUAUGCACUCAACACAGCGUCAAAGUGUUUACUGAACCAACCAGCUGCAGCAAAGUACAACUGAGCGCAGGCUUACAUACAGAAAACACAAAUACAGCACGUGUUUUGUCUGUGAUGCAUUUUGAUCUCCUUAAGUCUCAUAAACUCUGGCAUAAGAAACCGAGGGGUUUGGGUUUGUACUGACGGCACAACUAUGAUUAGAAAUGGAUGACACUGCUUACAGAGGCUGCUGUGCAAAGUGCCAAGAUGCCAGCCAGUGUCAUACUCAAAGACAUUUCAACACAUGGAAUUGGAGGAGUCAAACUGCUCCUCUUCUGCUGUGUUAACAGACCGUGGCUACCAUGCUAGUGCAACAUGUGGAUUAUUUUUUCAAUUAUCUUAGAAAAGGAAGACAAAAGCUUUUCUGUUAUCAGACAUAAUGUAGGAACAACGAGCCUUUAAACCGCUGAGCUGUUAAGAUGAACGUCAAAUACUGUUUUUCAAAGAAAAGUUUAGGUUAAAGUCCACAAAAACUCACAUUUGAGUUCAUGAAAAUAAGGAAAAGUCUGGUAAAAAGAAAAAAAUUGACCUUUUUUUUCUCAUCCUGCAGCAUAUUUUCUCGAUGAUGUGACUCCUGUGUGUGUGUGUUUGUUUUCUUAAUCGACGGAGAUGUGUGUCUUUGUUUUCUGUGGCUCUUUGCGCCGUGGCUCGCCCCACAUGCUUCCUAUUAAGAAAACCCAAACCAUUCACUGCAGCCCGGGAUCCAGCUUAGCUUCCAAUAAGUAAUAUUAUCACUUAAUGCUUUCCACAUGUAUUCAUGUGUUUUUUUCUCCAUCUCCCUCUCUCUUCCAGAAUUCCACGCUAACCAUCGAGGAAUUUCACUCCAAGCUCCAAGAAGCCACCAACUUCCCCCUGCGACCGUUCGUCAUCCCCUUUCUGAAGGUAGAUGUUUAAAUUUAAAAUCCCUGCUGAAGGUUUGACUGCCUGAACCAGCAAAUCUGGAAGACAUUUAGGCAGCCCAGAUCCAGAUGUGCAAACUGAACUUCAUGAUUUUUAUCCUGUUUUUCUUUCUAUUUUUGGACUUUCUCCUUCCUUUAUGUCUUCAUAUCUGUAACUUAUAUGGACAGCUAAACUCUGUCUUUCAAUAAUAAUACUGUCAGUCUGGUUCUGCCUUUCGCAUCAUCUUUUCUAGCCCUAAAUAAACACAUCUAUCUCUGUCUCUCUAAAUCCAAUAGCACAUCUCUGAUGUCAGCAGUGAGGCAGACUCCCUUUUUUAGGUGCUAAAACUAAAACUACAAAACUUACUAAAUAUUCAUGUGCAUCUCCAGAAGGUGGCCUGAAGUGGUUCUUCAGCCCUGUCAGGAUGCUUUUCAGACUUGUUGGUUUUUACUUUUUUCUGGACAAAAAUUCUGGACACGAAUCUAUUACUGCAUCCCAGAACCAUGGACUUGGACAAGAAAAAGAAAACAUUACAGCUCUGUGAGGGGGGGGGGGGGGGCUGGCUGAAAAAAAAAAACUAUGCUGAAGUUCACCCUUAGAGUAAAUAAGCAUAACUAAAUGCCCUCUCUGGUGCCCUCUCAUUUGAAAAUGCCUGAAAAGUUGUUCCAGGAGCUGCGGCCCAACAGAAUAACAAGAAAAAGUCCCCCAUGAAUGCCUUUCUAAUAAACAAAACAGUGUCCUCCGGGUGUUCUACCAGAUGAUAAAAAUCCACACUUAGUGCCCUGUCUGUGAUUGUGGUGUAAAAAGAAGUACCCUAUGACGGUCCUCUCAGUAUAUAAAACCCUAAAACAUGCCCUCUGGAUAGCCUUUCUGUAAAUACAACAUACAAAAUUGUGCCCUCUAGUAUUACCUGUAAAAAAAACUGUCUCCAGAUUUUCCCCUGACUGAUGAAUUUGGAAAAGUUCCCUCUUGUUGCCCUUUCAGAAUAUAAAAUGAGAAAAAAGAUACUCUGUAAGCCCUUUCAGUUCAGGGAAGUUGAAAAAGUUCUCCUGAACACCAUUGAGUAAAAUUAAGGAUACAAAGUGCCCAUUCGAUGCCUUUCCUGUAAAAAUAUUAUUAAAAGCAACACCCUCUGGAUGCCCUGUCAGAAUAUAAAACCUCAGUUAGUUACUCAAUAAAGAUUAAAAAGUGCCCUCUGGUUGUAUACAAAGUUAAAAGGUCCUCUUUGAGAGCACUUAUAGUAUAUGAAAUGUACAAACAUACCAUCUGGAUGCCCUUCCAGCUACUCAAUGAAGAUUAAGAAGUGUCCUCUGAAUGCUUUUUUAGUGGUUUAAACUACUUUGUUUACCUGAAGAAUUGAGACAUCACUUCAUGAGCUCCAAACACGUCACCACUCAAAGAUAUUUGCACCUUUUGUGGGGCUAUUUUGUCUAUCUUGUCUUGUGUACAAUAGUGGGAAGAUGGAGACACGUCACCCAUCUUUAUAUACAGUCAAUAGCCGGAACAGAGCACAAUAAAGAGUGUGGUAUGAGUCCAAGAAAACAUCCUUUCUCACGUGGCCCUUUGACUUUUUCUUCUCUCAGCCUUUUUCUUUUUUUCAUUGAUUGUUCGAUCCUCUAAGCCGCAACUUAAGGGAGUGUUUCCCAUUUCAACCAUUAGCUGGUACACCAGCAGAGGAAGGAGCACUCUUGGAAGUUUCUAGCUGUGUCCCCUUCCUCUACAAAUUCACAGCCAUGUUUCCAUCCUGUUUUAUAUCAGACUGAGAGAAACAGAAAUAAAGAGCAGUUGUGGUUCUGUCCAUCUCCAGGUUAAAUAGUGUCCAUUCUUGUUUCUUUAAAGGAACAAGAUCUGAGUAUCUGCUGGAUUUAAGGGACUGAAACCGCGUGGAUGUCUGCUGGUUUGAUUUGUUCUGGUAGUCAAAGAUGAAAAAUGGUAUUGUGGUGUACAGUGAGGGAUGGACUGUGCAGCAGCAGCAGUCUAGAUCAUGUUAUCGGGUUUUGGAGACUGAGAUCAAUAUCAGCGUGGCACUGAGAGAUGAAGGACAGAGGACCGCAUCACAUUUAACCUACGGCUCAUUUGUUUCCAUUACACAGCCCAGAUUUUGUUUUCUCUUCAAUCUUUACUCUGAUUUUCUCUCCUUUUUACGUCUUUAUCUCAUCUAUCCCUCCUUUUUCUUCCUCUGUUGACAGGCAUGAGGUAGAUGUGUAUAGAUACAGAACAGUUGGUCCUCCAAAGGCAGACUCCUCUCUGAAGCAUGCAUUAUGUGCAUUUGUAGAUGUCUGUGUUAACACAUACUACUACUACUACUAGUACUGCUGCUGCUGCGGAUUGAUUUGUGUGUCAUUUGAACAUUGUGAUUGCAGUACGCACAAACUUAGUUUAUGAAAAAGGAACUUGGUCCCUAAUGUCCCUUCUUCUUCUUCUGUCAAGGUUUUAUGUACUUCUCAGCUUCCUGCCUUGCAUUUAUGCUUGUCAACUAUCAGGUUGAAGCCCAGUGUGCACACUGUGAGGCAUGCACUGGUAUGAUGUCCUGUAUUUUUCUGAAUUGCACUACAUACUGAAGAGAGUAAAUUGCACUAUCAGUCCUUUGCACCCUCUCUUAUCCACAGAGGAGCUGCAUGGAUGUGGGCAGCAGAAAUCCAUCUCUCUCAAAAUGCCGUCGAUGCCACAAACAGAGACUUUGUGUCCUACCUGUCUCUUGCCUUACAUCCCUCUCUCAUCUUCACUUUUCUUCAUUGAAUUCUACUUUGAUUCCUCUUCUCAUUUGUUCUCCCUCCAUAUUUUUCUCCCUUUAUCCCUUUCCUGUCUCUGUUUACUGCCCCCCACCCCAUCUCUCCUUCCCCUUUCGUUUCCUCGCCAGAUGGUUGGUGUAUCACUGGGAUGGCUGCGAAAUCAAAGAUGCACCACUCUUUUUUUUUUCCCUCUCCUCCAUCGCUCCUUCUCUGCCUCUCCAUCUCUCUCUCCCCAGUCUAAUUUUAGUGUCCUCCCUCUGUGGGGCCUUUAAUGCCAGCAAACAUAUGGUCGCGGCGAGCAGUUGGAGGUGUAGGGGAGCUUUUAUAGGUGCGUUGAAGCACAGCUGCAACAAUGUGCAUCAGGGCUUGGAGUUUUUCAUUAGGCUAAUGUUAUACCAAGGCGACCCCUUCAGAUACCCAAACCCACUCAACUCCUUUCCCCUUCUCUUAAUACCAAACCACAAAUUGGUUGGGUCUCUUUACUGGAAGGAGGCAAUCAUAAACCACACAGCACCAGUGACGUGAUAGGUUGGCAGGACGCCCGCCACACCAAAGUCACAAUAAUUCUUUGUUUUUGAGUCAAAGUUUGCCCUCCUCUUAGCUGUCAAGUGAUUGUUUUUGUUGUGUCACUCUGGUAUGAUGGGAAACCUGCGAGGAAUUAACACGUUCGGUUAGGAGAAAUAUUUGUGGGAGGAAGUAAUUGAAAAAGAAAAAUAAAGACGUGCAAGUCACCUAGAUUCUCCUCCGACUGAAAUUACACUGAAAAGUUCAGUUGAUGAAGUGCGGCGUACCCUGGAUGUGGCAUUUUCUGAAUUGUUUUUUGGCACCGUUUGACAAAAUGACAGAUCCAGCAUUUUCACAAUAAAUCAUCCAGGGUGGAGUGUCGCUGCGGCUGCUGAGCUCCACUUGAAUUCUCUCUCUUAUGCAAGUGCAGAUGUUGGUUACCAUAACUGCACAGGGUGAACGGAUGCGCUUUAUCUUAUGAAAAAUGAUCCAGACUCUUCAGCAGUCCUAUAUCUUGAGUCAGUCUUUUUGUUAAUGCAUCACCUAUCUCUCCAGCAAUGAAGAUGACCUCCCAUUAAUGAAAGACGAGUUCAGCAGGGUCAAAGCAAUCUAUUUUAUGCUCUUUUUUCGAGGGGUAAUUACGAUCAUAAACUAUUAACGGACCAUUAACUCGAGCAGGUAAAAGGCGGGCCAGUGGCAUUGGCAUUUCUCUUACUCCAGCCAAUUACUGCAGAAGAAUUUCUGCCAUUGUGAAGCACAAAUACCACCAAACAAAUCAGGGUUUGUUUUGCAAGAGUUUUCUCUGUCUGGUAUGGCAAGGACAAGACUGAAUGUAGCAGAAAUGGAAGAGAAUUUGUCCGUUUAUUUUGCACUAAAGGUAAGAGAGAGUGGAAAAGAGAACAAAAGCAGGUGGAUUAUCAAACUAACAGGGAAAGUAAGCAAAAGUCUUAGAGGGAGAUUACGUUCUUAAGGACAAAACAAAGAUUAACAGACUUAAAACUCUCAAAGAUGGCCCCUCCAAAGGCUCCUGUGAUGUACCCCCGACAAAAUAGCCCCCACUCUCAGUCUGAACCUGCCUGACGCAACACUUUCAUCUUCUUGCUCAAAAAAGCAACCCAUCAGAUGUCUUUGAAGUCAACGCGCACAUACCUGCGCGACCCUGUGACUCCACACAAGAAAGAAGACCCUUUUUACGCUAUUUAAAAAAAAAAAAAACUUCUAUAGAGAAACUUUUUGGGUAUUAAUGCACUCUGGGUCACAGGCGGUGGUGGUGGUUCAGUGGUAAUGAGCAAACAGGGGCCUGGAGGUCCUGGAGGAAUGGAUCUCUGGUUGGUGCACUCAGAGAGAAAAGCUUUUGUCGGGGGAUAAUUUACAACUUUUGCUUGUUUGGAUCAAAGAAACGCAGCCAUGAAUUAUCCUUAUUGUUAUAUAAAUCACCAACAAAAUAUGUUUUCCACAGGCCCACAAAGAGGGCCUUUAUAAUCCAGCUGCAUGUUCUUUGUUUGUGCAACUUAAAGUUCCUCUGAGAAUAUUUCAUUUAGUAACAAAACAGACUGAAAUAAAUCAUGUUGCCACUAUGAGUUGCAAAAUAGACCAUCAGGAUAAAGAUUAAUUCUCCCUGUACAGUUUUUCUGAACACCUGGAACCACCACAGUAUAGAAAGCAUGCUGCAAAAACAGCUUUUUUUAACUCGCCAUGGCCAAGACUCUUAGUAAGCGGCGUGUUUGACUACUAGAAAAAGCAAGGUGAGAUUAAUUUUAUCUGAAAACUACCAAGAACAAAAUCAGACGACAGGUUCAAAAUAAAACUUUGUCCAAACAAAAGGUCAAAAUCGACACAAACUACAUUCUAAUACAGGAGGUUUAAACUGAAUGGAUUACAACAAAGGCUCUCAGUGCAAAAUUAUUCUCUUUUCUGCAAAACUCUGAUAUAAAUUGUCCAACACAUUUAGUUCAUGAUAUUAAAUAAUGAGCAUAAACAAACAUGUAAUAAUAAAGUUGAAGCAGUGUCUCUGCUUCACCCACCAGUGAGGUGAAGUUAAGGCCAUAACCCUGGUGGCGUAAGCCAUAUGAGACCUGGUAUGAAGCUGAUUAUGCCAACGUGUCAUCAAUCAACUCUGAUUAAUCAGCUGACUGAUUAUUACAUGCACAACUCUGGGCCUUUAAUAGAUAAAAAGAGAUAUAUAAUUUAAACUAAAUGAGAUACAGGUAGAUAGAUCUGAUCAGAUAGUGUCUCAAGCAGGACAGUAGGUGCAACAAAGUGAUGCACGAAAACAAACCUAGCAGUGAUAACACAGCCGGCUUUUCCAUUCAUUAUUUUUAUCUGUAAACACAAGGCCAAUACAGAAAAUAGGCCAAAUUACCGAGGAUCACUCUACACCUAUUAAAGAGACCGAAACGCUUUUUAAACCAGCCUGUCUCAAGUGGCCUCUCAAGGACUCUGUCGUUUUUUUCUACUUUGCAUCGGCUUCAUCUUUUAACACUGGAGGCUGACUCCUUGUUAAAAACAGCUGGGCACACAAUCUGUGUUUACCGUCAUUUUACUCCAGAUAGUCUCACUGAAAGUGGGGGUUUUCAUCGUCAAACAAAGGGGCAGUUUUGAUAGUUUUAACACUCUCUUUCCUUUCCUAGGCUAACCUGCCUCUCCUUCAGAGGGAGCUGCUGCACUGCGCCCGGCUGGCCAAGCAGAACCCGGCUCAGUACCUGGCCCAGCACGAGCAGCUGCUGUUGGACACCAGCACCACCUCUCCUGUGGACUCCUCUGAACUCCUGCUGGAUGUCAACGAGAAUGGCAAGAGAAGGACACCAGACAGGUGGGUCAAUCAGACUCGGAUUAUUUGUUAGCCGCCAUGGCACACAUUUAUACUCUUGCCAACAUUUAAGCGUCUGAGUCUUUUUCCCUCCUCUGCUAUUUGAUCUCAUGCAUAAAUCCCUGUGAAUCUCUCUGUACCCUGGUGAACAUACAACACUCCACAGAUGCAGGCUGAGCCAAUGCAAGGCAAUCCUGUGAUGUGUUAAUGUAUGUAUGGGAAGUGUCUGUCAGAGCGCCACCGGGCCUCAUGACGUGCUCUGUUGGACAUCUCAGCUCCCGGCUCUGACUCCUAAUGGGCCAGAACAGAGGAAGGGAAGAGAUGUGGGAAAUAGACCUGACUACACACACACACACACACACACACACACACACACUGGGUAUAGAAAAACUGCUGUGAGACAGCUGUGCCUCAUGAGAAGUGUGAAUCUGUCACAGAAUGGGCCUGAAUACAUAUUCAGCAUACAUCUUUGUAGCCUCAGUUAAGAAUCUGAGUCUGUUUCUUUCAAAGAAGGUUUAAAUGCACAAACCAGCCGUACUGCAGCUGUAAGGGGCUAUAGAAAUUGUUUAUCUUUAAAAGACCUCUGCCCUAAAUUCUGAUUCAUGACCUCCAGAAGCAAACACACUGUAAAAAUGUGAUCUCUUUUCUCGAAGAGUCUCUUUCAAAGCAGAAUAAACAAGCACAGAACCCAUCACAAGAGGCAAACAGUGUGUUUCAUGUUGGGUGCAGUUAAAUUAUCUAUAUAUCUAAAUAUCUCAGUAAUUGAAUAAUCAAUCAAUUAUUCUCGAAAUUAAUUAAGUAAUUUCAUUAGAAAGCUUUUUUUUGUUAAAUGUAUGUCUGUCCCAUCAAAGGGGGUAAAAGGAUGACUCUUGUACUCGCAGGAUGAGCACAGUCCUUAUCAGUAUAAGCCUCUAACAGUCAGGAUGAGGAGGCAGGGAUAGUCUCGACAUCAGCUGGCAUUAUAUGUAUGGAAAUAAAUAUGGGACUAGUAAUGAAAACUGGAUAUUUAGGACAUGAACUGAAGAUUAGAACAACAAAAGAGACAUACAGUAAAAUGUUUGGACAGCUCUCCAGCCCUACAUGUCUAUAGAAUACUGAAAAAUCAUUAUAUUAACAGUGGGUCAGGACCGACACACUCUAUACUAGAGCAAGAGUAUGCAAGAGUAUUCAGGGCGGAAGUACCUGAAACACAGUAUGCUCUAUAGUCUGGAUCUAAACGACGGCUCAAGGCAAAUUGGUUUCAUGUUGGAAGGUCCAAGCCUUGUUCAGAAGUUUAACAAAUAUCGUCAAAGUCUGAAAAUGAAUUUGGGUUUAACUGAUCAACAUUAAAAAAAUGAGAUGAACAAGCCUUUGAUAAACGUUAUAUAAACACGCAAACAUGCAUCUCUAUAAUUCCUUCGCCAGUUCGGGUCUCUGCAGUGCAGUAGGAGCAGUUUUUUUUUUUUUUCUAAAAUAAAGAGUUAUUCCUGGGGGUCUAUAUUUUUUUAAUACAGACAGGGGAGAGGAAAAUGCACUUCUCAUAUUUGCUGAGGGACAAAAAUGCCAAACCCAAUAUUAAUAAUUCUCACCUCUCUUUUUCCCCUAACAGUCAGAUAGGCAGACUUUUUCUGUAAUACCUGCAUAUUUGUAGGCCGUCUGGUGCACGGGGGAGCAAGCUUAGGGGAAAGGGUGUGCGUGUAAAUGUGAAAAAAAGAGAAUAUAUGACAGGAGAGAGCAGUAAGUAGGCAUCUGUAUUCCCUGAAAAAAUCUAGUGUGUUUGUGUGAAUGUGUGUGCGAAUGAUUUUCUGUCCUGUGUGAAAGCGUGAGUAUGGUUCAUAUAUGCACCUCUAUACGUGUUAAGGUCUGUAUGUGAGUGUGUGUGAGAGUGUGUGUCUGCCUAGGGAGAUGGGCUGAUAACACAUACAGAUGAGGCUCCAGCACCAAUACGGCUGGCUAAGCACCUUUGCUUUUUUGCUUACCUCUGCUCUGUAUUCCCGCUUAUUGGAGCCCUGUGUUGGAAUAUUGGAAUUUCAAUGGGAAUCCUUAAUUACAGACAACAAUGCACUAUCACUGCAAACUGAAUAAUACAAGAGUCUGCAGGAACAAGAGCAGGAAAACUGAAGCGUCUGCAGAAGUGGGGAAAACAAGUGUAUAGUGUAAACAUUACCGUGUAAACAAAGGCAAUCAUUGAGAUAAUACAGCGUGGAGUACUAAGUUAGCACUUCCUCUCCUGUCAUGGUAGAGAUAAACAAUUCAGCUAUCAGCCUUUUGUGUUUUAAGUUCAAAGCAUGUUUUAUGUGGAGAUGCUCAGUCAAGAGUUGGAGCUGUGCAUCAGGUCUCUACAAGACUACACAACAACCACUACAUACUCAAAGAUGGGAAAUCUUUACCCGAACGAGAUCCCAUCUUUAAAUACUGAGAAGACAGACUGGUGGAAAGUCAAUGCAGAGAUUUUUCAAGCCAGUCCCCCCACCACAUGUGUUUUCUGCCUUUUUGACACUCAACGAUGUGGACAUGCUUAUUUAUUCAAAAAGAACAAGUAUGCAAAAAAAGUGGACACUGUAAAUCUGAAGUAUUUUUCUGCUUUUACUGAGUUGCUUAGUAUAGCGCUUGGUUAGUAUAGAGCUUCUGAAAUUUGCAUCAUCUGUUUGAUUUCUUAUGUAUAAGUAUUUACAAGUCAUGUGACUACAGCAUAUGAUUUUUUUAUGUUUUAAAAUAAAUUUCUGAGGAUGUAAGUACAUGUGCCCGCAGAGCCAUUGUUGCAGCAGGAAGGCAGGAGAAACAGAGUGUGGUUGUAUGUGUGUGUGUGUGUAUGUGUGUGUGUGUGUGUGUGUGUGUGUGUGUGGGGGGGGGGGGGGGGGGCAGCAAGAGACGGACGGAUGGAGGGAAAGAGCAUAUGGAGAGCUGUGGAUGAGCAUUAGGAGCCCAUAAAAACAGCUCAUUAAGAAGUUCAAUCUGUUCAUCGGAGACAGGGAUGGGGAGAAAGAGGAGAGAGGGAGAGAGAGAGAGUGGGGAGUGUGGAGGAUUGCUGAUAGUGGGGGGAGGUUGGCACGGUUUAACUGUGAAUACACACAUACUUGUGCAAGCACACACACAGACACACCUGGCCACAUUAAUCUUUGGAAGCAGGCGAACAAAAAUCCACCUGAUCCCCUGAAAGCUACUAGAUUCCACAUGUAUGUUUGUGUGUCAUUUGUGAGGAAGGGUUUUACAUGCAAGAAUACAUGGGGGAGGGUUAACUCCAGCUUUUGAAUGCAGCACAAAAAGGUGCAACAUUGUGGAGAAGGCUGGCUUAUGUGAGCAUUUUCACCCAUAUCUGGGUGGUGUGGAUGGGAUAUUUUUCAAAAACAGGAGAACAGGAGAAAAACCUCUCUCUUUCAAAAAUACAUUCCUAUUUGUGGAAAAGGGCCAAAGUCGGUGUGACUUUUAACCCGUCAAAAGUGACAUUUAAGUGAGAUUUGCCAUAUAAAAUGUGCAGUAGUGCUGUUACCUUCCAUUACAGACACAGAUAGUGAGAAAUCAGCAUGCAAAAAAUAACGCAUAAAUUCCUGUUCUUGUUACACAGCCACAGCCCGGAUUGUUGAGUGAACAAACACAUUGAAAUAUAUUGGCACCUUUUCUCUGGUUUAUGAGAAGGCUACAAGAAAACAAAUUGCCAUAAAAAAAUCCCUCCUCUUCUUGAUAAGGUUGAACUAACUAAUAAACUACUUUUCUAUCCACCCAGAACCAAAGAGAACGGCUUCGAGCGAGAUGGUUCCCUUCAUCCUGAUGUUCACCCCAGCAAGCGGCCCUGCACUAUAAGCCCUGCCCAGCGCUUCAGCCCCUCCAACGGGCUCUCCUACCAACCCAACGGCCUGGCACACCCGGGUCCGCUCCCUCCGCAGCACUACAGGCUGGACGACAUGGCCAUCGCCCAUCACUACCGCGACACCUACAGACACCCUGCAUCCAACCACAGGGAGAUCCGAGAGAGAACCAGGCCUAUUGGUGAGGAUGAAGAGGGAGGAAGGGGGGUGUUCAUAAGUCUUUGUGACUAUAGGUUUAGAUUAGAUGAGACAAACAAAUCCCUCCACAUGGCAUCCUGUCAAAGCUUUAACUUUGUAGUGGAACCAAGAGGAGCAUAAAGCGGAUUUCAUACACAAUGGUAAAUAGUUACAGCAGUUGCUGCAGUUUUACAUCAUUUCUCAAGCUUUGGAGUUUUUCUACGCCACUGAGAUCCAUAACUGUUCGAGCAAUCAUAAUAAGUCAGUGUCCAUUUUUGUGCAUGCUAGACAAACAGUCAGAGAGCACAAAACAACGCUGAUAUAUGGGCGCUCAAAAUGGCCCAUUUAGACACAGUGCCGAUGUAUUAGAGACAUUUUUCUGCACAGACCCGGCCUUGAUGAAGCUGUAAUGACGACUUCAGCGUAGCUCUAAAAAUAGGAGAGACAUUUACCAUGUCUCGCCCUGUGAUGGAUGUUUAUUGGACUAGAAGCUCAGUCAUUUUUUGAGUCCUGGCCUCAGGGUGGGAGAGAGAGAUGGAGACAGCAAAGAGAAGUGGGAGCGAGGAGGGAGAGGGGAAGAAGUGGAUGGCGGGAGCGCCUUAACCAGAGACUAAAUGAAAGAUGGAUCAAAGGGAGGGUCAAGAAAUGAUGGACUGCAUCGAUCCUAAGCAUCACACUGACGCACUCUUUGUUUGUCUUUCCGUCUGUCUGUCUGUCUUUUCUUGCAGGGAUGCAUUCUGGGACCAGGCAGGAGGAAGUGAUUGACCACAGGCUGACGGACAGAGAGUGGGCGGAGGAGUGGAAGCACCUUGACCAUGUAAGAAAAGUAAUAACAUUUUUUUUUAUUACUAUAUCUUUCAGUUCUGUCUAUGUAAGUAAAAGAUGUUAUAUAUGUUAUAAAACAAGAUAUGUAAGCAUGCAUGUUCAUCUAAAGCAAACUUACGACAUAAUUAAUGAUGUAUUGUUGUUUGUCUUCAUAUAUCAUGUAUGGUAUUUCACUAAUAAAUUGAUGCUCUACAAUAUGGACAAUGUUUCACCACCAUAAAAGUACUAAAUGAACACGAUAAACACCAGCUUUAACUCUCCCCACCAAUCUAAAUUUCUGGAUCAAAAUCAAUCAGACCAGGUCUACGUGUAAACUCAGCGCCUUGCCCCUUCCCUCUCACCCCCAGCUGUUGAACUGCAUCAUGGACAUGGUGGAGAAAACAAGGCGCUCACUCACAGUUCUGCGGCGGUGCCAGGAGGCCGACCGAGAGGAACUCAACUACUGGAUCCGGCGAUACAGUGAUGCUGAGGAGCUGAAGAAAGGGGGCGCUGGUGGGCAGUCAAGGCAGCAGAGCCCAGCAGCACAGGAAAAUGCAACUCCUGGUGAGGGUCGACACACUUUUGACAUGUUUUUGAGGUGUUUCAGGGUAAAGUAGAAAGUUUUUCUAAAAUAUUUAUAAUGGUAACAUUACAGAAGGGCGUUGUAAUUUUCUAAACACACUCGCUCAAGGCCCAACAAUAACAAAACUACAAGAUUUAAUUAUUUACUGAUAUAAAACCAUCUACCACUGACUUUUUGUUCUACAUUUAAGCAUAACAGCUCAUUUUUAAAUAAAUCCUUUAUCCCUCAUAAACUAGCAGUUUUAUGUUCAGAAAUGCGAACACUGAGUGUGGCGUUCCCCAGGGUUCAAGUCUUAGUCCUCUGCUCUUUAGAUUGUGCAUACUGUAAUUAGGUCAAAGAUCUUCAAUGUGAAUAUAUUUAUUGUAGACAAUUGAAUACUUCAAUCUCUCAGAAAAUCUUAGCAAUUUGAUGUCUCACAACAAUAGGGAAACUUAAGGGUCACAAGCAGCUUUCACUGCUAGGUAAACAUUUUUGUUGAAAUGACAUUUCAAAAUGGUUCAGCAGUUGAAGAAUCAAGUAUAUAUAAAUACUUGAAGACAAUAAAUCAAUAUAUUUUUUUAAACCACAUUUUACUGGGAUGUUAUAAGAUUCUUCAAAACUUGUGAUUUUUGAAAAAAAAAAGGCCCCUAAAAAAGCAGCGAAAUUGGUCAGCAAGCAGACACAGUCCCCUGAGAAAAACCCUUGUGGGCAACCUGAACUCAUAACUAUCAGCCACAGAGUCAUGGUAAUAGUAUCACAUAUUUACUCACUUUAAACUGCGCCUUUUACAGUGUCUGAAGCUUUCAUUUGUCCUACAUAGUAUAACAUGCGUUUAUUUUUGUAUUUAAAAAAGUGUUGAAAUUGUAUCUUUGUAUGGGUUACUGCUGGAAAAGUACACCAUCAUGAUUGUUUCAGUCCUUCUUUCAACAUAAAAAAACAGGUUAUUGAGAUUGAAAGAAAACUUGUGUCAGAACAUUUAAAUGAUGCAGCCAUACUUUCACCACCAGAUUAAUGAACCAUAUUUGGCCUGAAACAUCUGGUCUAUUUUUAACAUAGUUUCAACCAAAUUAAUAUGAAAAAUAUUGGCUUGGUUAAAUAUUGGCAUUUAAAUUUUGAUGAAGCUCUAAUUUUUAGUGCUUUUGUGUUUAUUCAGAAAUUCACCGGGAGCUACUCCACCGACCUGUGUCUGGCUAUGUCCCUGAAGAGAUCUGGAAGAAAGCUGGUGAGUCAACCACAAAUACAUCUUCAUCUUCAUCACUCUGCAGUUGGACAUUUUCCUUUAUAGGAAGUGAAUGAGAAGCCCUCUUUCAGACCCUGUCUCUACCUAGUCUGCUGUCUGCAACCAUUUCCUCUGGUUAAAUCAAAUUAAUAUGUCAGGCUGCUCUUGGAAAAUCUUUGUGUUUGAUAGAGUCAGAAGUUAUAAGCUUCAGCACCACUCUCUGCACACUCCAAGAAUGAUGUCAGGUCAUAAAACAAUAUUAUUGCGCCAGACAAAAAGGGGACAUGAAUGGCUUUCACAGCUGCUCGUGUGGUUUUGUUGUUAAAAACUACAGUAGCAAGAAUUGGUGUCUUUUUGCUUUUUGGCACUUUUGUAAUCACUGCAGCAACAGACAUCACAGCUUUUCUAUUUGGACCAAAGAGUAGUAAAACUGAAGAGGGAAAUUUGCAGAGCCAGUUAAGAUCAAGUAUUGAAACUAAUUUGUUGCUUUAACAGCUUUCAUUAGCUCCCAUUAAAUUUUUAGCAUUCACAAACAGCAUUCUUUAACUCUUGAGCACAGCUGUAAUCACCAUUAUCGCUCUCUUGAAAAACUGAAAGAAUUUUCCACUGAGGGUUCAACGCUCAAGAAGAAAUCCACUUUGUAUUCAGUGUCAGUGAUACAGUAUAUCUGCUAUUUAAACCCCUUGGAGAAAAGAAAUUGUCCCCUUGCUUGACCAAGCAUGAUGUGUGAGAUACUCAGAACAAGUAAUAUGCAUUUAAAUUGAAUUGAGUAUCACCAUCGGGGACUCGGCCUGCUCUCCUGUACUCCCCUCCCUUGCCUGCUUUGAUCGAUCUUCCAUCUGAAGCAUUUGGUGUGUAAUCACAAUUCCAAGUACAAGGCGUACAUCACCUAGCACCGGGGCGAUUUUCGUGGCUCCAGGCAGCAGAGUGGGUUAAAGACGAAACCCCCCUGGUUUAAAAAUUUAGCAAGAAAAUGUGCGUUUUUAUGAAAGCUGGCAUUUUGUCUGAUAUGGAGAAUUUACAUUUGUAAUAUCAAUGUAAUCUGUGCAAAGAGAAAACAGAGGAGCGUGUCUGUCAGACAAAAAUGUAUAACCAUCUUUGUAGGAUCUUUUUCUGCAUUUCUCCCAGUGUUCGUUAAAUCCUCCUCACUUCAGGCACUUAUAUUCAAGCCAAGGAGACCCUGAUGUAAAUAUGACCCAUGGAGAAUUGCAAAAUAAGUUUUUAACACAACAGAGAGUGGUGGUGAAUGCAUCUAUUUGAAAUGAGCAAAAUGUUUACAGUUGGUGAUAAAUAUUCAAGCACCUUGCACGGUGUCCUACUGGUUUCCCACUUCCCCUCACCACAUGGGCCUCUGGGAUCACAAUGGAAAUGCAUAAUUUAAAUAUAAAUUGCCUGAUUUGCAUACACAAUUAGUCAAGUUACAAGCUUGAUGGGAGCAAACAAAAAGCUCUCCUUUUGCUUUGACGUGCAGUUUGAAUUCCAGCGUUUAACACCCGCACGGCAAGGUUAUUCAUUCUACAAAACAAGUAUAAAAUAACACAUUGCUCCGGCUCAAAAGCAGGUUUCCAGAGCUAUUAGCUGGUAUUAAUUGGCUCAUGCUGUUGUCUCGAGAAUGUUUAAAAUUGAAGGGAAAGGAAUGACUUUGUGUGCUCAGCCUCAAAUAACUCUGAAUUUUUCAACUAUAGAACCUUUUGGUCAUUUUUACAGCAGAAAUAAAAGAAUAAAAACACGACCCUGCACGCCAAAUUUAGACCCUGUUCUUACUCUUAGUUCUCCCUCUCUGUGCCUUUCCAUUUGAUGUUUGUAUCCAGUCAACCAGUGUACUUUCUAAACACCCCCUUCAGAGACCCAGAUGAUAUAACACACACUAUAUUGCAGGUUCGGGAGGCUUGACUUCCUCUGUCUCCACACUCUUUCCAGAAGAGGCUGUGAAUGAGGUGAAGCGACAGGCCAUGUCAGAGUUACAGAAAGCCGUGUCGGAGGCCGAGCGCAAAGCUCACGAGAUGAUCAGCACCGAGCGGGCCAAGAUGGAGCGCACGGUAGCAGAGGCCAAACGUCAAGCAGCUGAAGAUGCUCUCUCUAUAAUCAACCAACAGGAAGACUCCAGUGAGGUAGGAGCACACACAAGUGUACCCUGAACCACAGAAAACACCAUCUUCAGGUAUAGAUCCUGUAUUAGGCUGAUCCUGAAGGUGCUUUCGCUAAAUGUGAAAAUACAGUUAUCACUAGUCACACACUCACCAGCUGCUCUUUAGAACUGGAUGGACAAUCUUUGAUAAUGCACCCACUAGAGGGCGCCACUCAGUCUCAAAGACACGCAAGAGAAGACCGAAUUUUCUAACAACAAACAUGAUGACAGUGAGGAAGAUAGUCAUCAAAGAUUUAUGGUUAUACAUUUGAAGAGUUCCUGUGGAUCAUCAGAUAGAGCUACACAUCUGCAGAAAAAGUGUACAUUGCUGCACACAGUGAUAGUCUUCAUGCAGGACACAGUUUGGACCUUAUCCAGGAGAGGCACCCAAAAAAGACAGCAUCUGAGGUGCUAGUGUGCCUUGUAUUUUUUAUAUUGAAUAUGAAUAUUUGGAUUCAGACAACUUUAUUAAUCCACAAAGGGCAAUUCAUUUCACAGUUAACCCACCUCGUUAUUUAACAAUGCCAGACAUUAAUAGCAGCAUAUGGCCCAAACAUUCCCCUGUCAGCACCACAAAUCAGCAAUAAAUAAAUGGAUAAUAAAUACAUACAAAAUAUGUUCAACAGUGAAAUGACUAAAAUGCAAUAAGAAAUAAUGCCAUAAAAGAAGUAAAAUAAGAACUAAAGCAAUCCUGAGACCCCAAUUUCAACACAGGCCACCAAUCAGCUAUAGUCUACUUCCCAGCAUUUAGCAGCCUGAUCGCUGAGGGGAUAAAUGAGUUUGAGUAUCUUUUUGUUUUCCUUGGGGGUGCCUAGUAGCGGCGCCCAGAGGGCAUAAGAGAAAAGUCGGAGAGGAGAAUGUGUCCUAGAAAUAUCAAGGAGGUUGUUAAAUAUUUGCAUCUUUAAAAGUAAUCCUGUAAAUAAAAGUCACUUGAUAGCACAGAGACAGUGAAAGUAACAGCAAAACAUAGCAAAACAAGCUGCCAUUAAACUUUGUUUCCUUAUCUUUACCCACUGAGUCACUUGCAUGUUUGGAAAGGUGUUACUAAUUCAGCUGAGAGGAAAUAAGAAAAGGUAGCUUUAAUUUGCUAAUCAUCAUUGGAGACCUUGACGUUUAAUCAGUUAAGUGAGGAGGGAAAUAUGGCCCACAUCUGUCAUUAAUUGCAGGAGUGAUGUUUAUGAGAGGGAAGCGCCCCAGAGGAGAACUUUCAGACGCUGUUUGUAACCUUGUUCUCCUGUUUCCUGUGGUUAUGCAGCCGCUCCGACAUGCUCUCCCAACAGUUUCCUAUAUAUAAAAAUCAGAGGCCCUAAGUGUAAUCAGAGAUGGGUUUUUGAUGUGUGUGUGGUUUGUUUUAAGCUUAAGUGAUGUAAAAGGAGAGGCUAGCUUUGCUAAUGGGCAGAGAGGUGCAUCGAUGAUGUUAAAGCUUCUCUUUUUGAUGCAGCAUGAAUAGGGGAGACUGGGGUAAGUUGAGUCAAAGGGUAAGUUGAGCCACCCCCUGUUGCUUGGAAAUGGUAAAAGAAAUUGAUCAUGUGACCAAAUAUAUAGGAGAUGGGCAUCAAUCCAUGGAGUCUGUGAAGGUUGGAAACACAUAGGUGAAGGGGUUAGAGAUUUAUUUCACACAUUUUUCACUCUUUUUCUUUUCAAAAAUACAGCUGUGAAUGUUCUGAAUCUUCCGAAGCACACUUACAGGCAUUCUCAUGUUAAAAUGGCUUUUCACAAAACAGCUUUUUAGCAAUUAUGGGUAAUAAUAGUAAAAAUAUAUACAUAUAUACUGUACCAGUUGAAUCAUGUUUAAUAAAUAAAAAUACACAUGAAUGUAAAGAAGUGACUGUUAUUUAGGGAGAGAGAAGGUGAGGGAGGGCUGGGGUAGGGAGUGGGGGGGGGGGGGGGGGUGCAGACCAUAGCAGACCACUUUUUUUGGCAUGCUACAUUAUCAAGACAGUUGUUUACACUCAAUCUGUUGGUUUGCAGGGAUGCACAACAUCUUGAAAUAUAUGCAGAUACAUUAGUUGGAGACAAAGUUAUGAUUGCCUUGAUGUAGUGAUCUGAAAAAUGGCUCAUCUUACCCCACUCUCCCGAAUAUGAUAAUUCUUUGAGUGCAUAAAAUCAGUUUUUGUGUCUUAACAUGCUAAACCUCUGUCUGUUUCUUUGUAUUAUUUAGUCUUAGUUAAAUCUGUCUCUAUCUGUCUGUCAGAGCUGCUGGAACUGUGGCCGCAAAGCCAGUGAGACCUGCAGUGGCUGCAACACGGCACGCUACUGCGGCUCUUUCUGCCAGCACAAGGACUGGGAAAAGCACCACCACGUCUGUGGCCAGACCCUGCAGGCCCAGCAGCAGCAGGCCAGCCAGCAGCAGGGAGGGGUCCCUGGGUCAGAAACCCCUGCCCCCAUCAGUUCCUCCGCCUGCACCCCGAGCAGCGGGACUGGGAGUCCGGCUGCGACCCCGCCUGCUGCUACCCCUCGUUCCUCCACCCCCAGCACCCCGUCCUCCUCUGCCCUGGAUGGCUCGACGCGCUAA
Molecule: messenger RNA, 66867 nt
Organism: Xyrichtys novacula (pearly razorfish)
Lineage: Eukaryota; Metazoa; Chordata; Actinopteri; Labriformes; Labridae
Source: the annotation of a GenBank genome assembly